AGCCGGAGAGGGAGGGACGGACGGAGGGAGGGACGGAGGGAUGGAAGCUGAUCGCUGCGCGCCCGGCUCGCCGCCGCCGAUCGCCUCCUCCUGCCUUCCCCCUGGCGGCGGGCAGGCUGCCGCCCCUACCGAGCCGCCGACGUGGCCCCCGGACCCGGAUCGCCCCGUGCCCGCGGAGCUGCUGGAGUUCGAUGACGACGAGGACCUGGAAGUGUUCAGCAAGGUAGAGGAAAGGGGGAUCCCUCUUUCCCCGGCGUUCCCGGGGAGCCUGUCAGCCCCCUUGGCUUCCCUGGGGGUGGGGUGGAGGCAAGCAGAGCCGUCCCCCGACGGGACGCCCCCGCUCUCCUCCCCACCUCCAAGCGCAAGGCGCUCCACCCAGAUCGCGCCGCCCUUUGCCCUGAAGUUGGCCGGCUGGGAAGAAAAAGUUCUCUUUCUCUUUAUUUUUCCCGCAUCCACCCCUCCAACCCGACCAACAUGCUUGUGAUGAGGGGACCGGGACAAGAAGGGCAGGCGACCCGCCCCGUCCGGGCCCCUCUCUGCCUCGCGCCCUCCUUGUCGGUGAAAGGCUGUGGGACCCCGAGAAGUUUUGCCAAGCGCUCCUCCGGUCCGCCCGCAUCAGCAGGGAAGGUUAGCAUCCCCGCCCUUGGCAGGAAGGCGAGAAAGGGGCGGAGAGACAGCGCCGCCCACGGAACCACGAGGCUCUUCCUCUCACGGUCGUGGGUUCGAGUCCUUACGUCCGGAGAAAGAUUCCUGCCUCGCAGGGGGUCCCUUCCAACUCUACGAUUCUAGGUUGGGUGUUCAGGUUCCCUCUUGGUGCAGGGCAUCGCUGAGUCUGCUGUUGGCAUAAAGAGUGACCUAUGCCUUUGAUUUUCCCAACCCACAGGGAUGAGGAACUGGUGUCUCCAGGAUCCCUGACUGGCCAUGCUAGGUGUGACUGAGGGUCACUGGAGAUUAGAAACAUCAGGAUGGCCAAAGGAGAUUUCCCACUCCACCCCAUUCCUGACGUGGGGGGGGGGGUCUUUUUAAUGCUGCAGAACUCUGAAAGUGAAUUUGGACCCACGCAAACUUCAGGCAUCCUUUUCGGAACAAAAAUUCAUGUUGCCCUGAUAACCCUUCUUAAGACUGCUCAGCCAUCACAGCCCAUGGAAGUGGCGAGAUGUCAAGCUUCCCUUUUCUGGCCUGUUGGUGAAAAUUGGUGCUCAUGAUGGUUAUCAGGGCAGUUGCAUGCAACCCCGCUUCUGACACUUGUUUGCGCCUGCAAACGUUUUAGGGCGGAUAUAGGCCACAUGCACAUCAUACCUUUAAAGCGCUAUGGUACUACUUUCAACAGUCCCCCAAAGAAUUCUGGGAAGUGUAGUUUGUUAAGGGUGCUGAGAGUUCUUAAAGGUAAAGGGACCCCUGACCAUUAGGUCCAGUCGUGACCGACUCUGGGGUUGUGGCGCUCAUCUCGCUUUACUGGCCGAGGGAGCCAGCGUACAGCUUCUGGGUCAUGUGGCCAGCAUGACUAAGCCGCUUCUGGCGAACCAGAGCAGCUCACAGAAACGCCGUUUACCUUCCCACUGGAGCGCUACCUAUUUAUCUACUUGCACUUUGACGUGCUUUCGAACUGCUAGGUUGGCAGGAGCAGGGACCGAGCAACGGGAGCUCACCCCAUCGCAGGGAUUUGAACCGCUGACCUUCUGAUCGGCAAGUCCUAGGCUCUGUGGUUUAACCCACAGCGCCACCCGUGUCCCGUGAAAGUUCUUAGAAGGCUCCUAUUCUCCCCCGCCCCCAACUGCAGAGCUACAAUUUAGCUGUCAGUUUUUCUUGCCACAGAACUCUGGGAAUUGCAGCUCUGGGGGGGUAUUAGGGGUGUUGUAACAACCCUCUUCUCCCUUUACAAACUACACUUCCCAGAAUUCCUUGCAGGAAGCCAUGAUUGCUUAAAGUGCUUUAGCACUUUAAAUGUAUGAUGCGAGUGUGGUUAUAGUUUCAUUUCCAAUCAGUGCACAUCCCAUAACUUUUUAUACCACAAAUAUUCCGCUUUUAUUUUCUAUUUUCCCCUUGCUUUUGCUGUGCUAUAGUGCAGGAAUGCCCCACCAGAUGGCAAUGAUGUGAUAACACUGAGAAAGCAUUCAGAACAACUAAUAAAAUGAAAUGAUGUGUGGAUGACCCAGUAUAAAUCCUCCACCAAUGUGCGCUAUUGUUGUGUCAGUUAAAUGUUGCAAAAGAUACCUGCAAACAACAUAGGUCAGGAGGGGUUUUGAAGGAUACUUUAUACUUGCCAUGAGACUAGUGUGGAAAGCAGACUUCUUGUGAUGACUAAUUUCCUCUUUGCUUUAAUAAUUGGUGGUGCUUAUCACAUGGAUCAGGAGCAUCAUGUUGUUUCUCCAUAUCUGGUAGACAUGAGAGGAGGGUGUGGAGACUCUGCAGUGUCCCUAAUUUAGGCCAUGAGUUAUUUCAAAUAAUCAUACUUUGUAAAUAAUAAUAAUAAUCUCACCCAUCUGACAGGGUUGACCCAUCCACUCUGUGCAGCUUCCAGAACAUAUAAAAACAUAAUAAAACAUCAAACAUUAAAAAACUUCCUUAUACAGGGCUGCCUUCAGAUGUUUCCUAAACAUUAUAUAAUUACUCAUCUCCUUAAUAUUUGAUGCGGGGGCAUUCCACAGGGUGGGCGCCACCACUGAGAAGGCCCCUUCUCAGGUUCCCUGUAACUUGGUUUAUCGCAGUGUGGGAGCUGCCAGAAGGCCCUCGGAGCUGGACCUCAAUGUCCGGGCUGAAUGAUGGGGGUGGAGAUGCUCCUUCAGGUAUACAAGGCCGUUUAGAACUUCUGAUAACUCAUGGUCUUUCCCAGCAGUUGAGUGUGGAAGAAAUGGGAUUAUUCCUUUUUUUUUCUGGUGCAAGUUAUUCUCAUGAAAGGGAUGAGUGACUUACCCAAGACCAGACACAGGCAAACUCAGUCCUCCAGAUGUUUUGGGACUACAACUCCCAUCAUCCCUGACCACUGGCCCUGUUAGCUAGGGGUCAUGGGAGUUGUAGUCCCUAAACAUCUGGAGGGCCGAGUUUGCCUAUGCCUGCCCAAAACCAUUGAGUGAUCUUUAUGAUCUUAUUCCAGGAUUAGAACCCACCUCUUCCCAAUCCACAUCCCACCAUUCUCCAUGGUGUUGUAGCAGGGAUCCACAAAUCUUGCCUUUUGGUUCACUAACAGCCGUAAUUUGUGGCCACCACUGACUGCUUCUCUCUCCCAAGUCUGGUUUGCAGCCAGAAAUAUGGGGUACAGGAAGGAUGCUCCAUCGUGCUCUGGGCUUUGAAGCAAGCAGAAGCUAUUACAAAUCUCUUGUGCUACUCCCACCUGUUGUUUAGUCGUUUAGUCGUGUCCGCCUCUUCGUGACCCCAUGGACCAGAGCACGCCAGGCACUCCUGUCUUCCACUGCUUCCCGCAGUUUGGUCAGACAUAUGCUGGUAGCUUUGAGAACACUGUCCAACCAUCUCGUCCUCUGUCAUCCCCUUCUCCUUGUGCCCUCCAUCUUUCCCAACAUCAGGGGCUUUUCCAGGGAGUCUUCUCUUCUCAUGAGGUGGCCAAAGUAUUGGAGCCUCAGCUUCAGGAUCUGUCCUUCCAGUGAGCACUCAGGGCUGAUUUCCUUCAGAAUGGAGAGGUUUGAUCUUCUUGCAGUCCAUGGGACUCUCAAGAGUCUCCUCCCGCACCAUAAUUCAAAAGCAUCAAUUCUUCGGCGAUCAGCCUUCUUUAUGGUCCAGCUCUCACUUCCCUUCAUGGAUCACUGCCUUGCCGUGGCGAAGGGGCUUGAAUAACUCAGAGAAGCUAUGAGCUAUGCUGUGCAGGGCCACCUAAGUUGGACAGGUCAUAGUGGAGAGUUUUGACCAAUCGUGAUCCACCUGGAGCAGGAUCCGGCAAGCCACUCCAGUAUCCCUGCCAAGAAAACUCCAUGGACAAAGACAACAGGCAUAUAGAAGCUCCCACCUACUUGAUGGAUAAGCACAACUUCACGAAGCACCCGCCUUCCCUCCUUCUUGCAGUUUAGGAAAGGGUUUAUUUCAUGCACUGCCAUUUGGAAGAGGAGGAGAGAUUCUUUGAGUGGCUUCUGCCUGCUCCAUUGACCAUAGUGAUGUAAUAGACUCCCUGCUCCACAAUAGGACUUGAGUGAUGGGCGUCUCUUAAGUUUCAUGGAAAGGGAGCUGUUGCAUGUGGAUCUGAAGAAGACUAAGCGAGGAACAGGCAACUCCCAUCUCAUGCGGGGGUUAUGUUCUGAGGCACCACACAUGCAGUGAAACUGCAUAUAUAUGAAACGCCAUUGGCAGAUCCUGCAAACACCCUCUGGAAACCCUUGAAAAAACCCUUAAAAACCAGCAGCACUUACCAGCUGGCCAUGAAUACUGGCAAUCGCUCCCUCCAAACCUCUUUGCUCAAACUCCAGCUCUCCACAGGCCUCAACAAUUGGUUGAAGGGCUCCUGGGAUUGCGCUUGCAAAGGCUGGGGAGAUUGCUAGGCACUGUUUAUGCGCCUUUUUGCCCUUUCUGGGCUAUUUUGCCAUUUUAAAAGUUGCUUCCGGGUUCAGUGCAAUGAGGCGGUCGCACGUCAAUUAGACAUGCAUAAAUUGGUCGUUGCUUUAUUUCUGGGCCAAACGCCACGAUUAACAGGAGUAUAAAUGCUCUGCUAGCAAAUGAGGAAGGACAAAUGCAGAUAGCAUAUCACCUCCGCACAAACAAAUCAGGAGGAAUGCACAUUGAAGACUGGAUACAAUCUAACCUCCAUGUUAGAUAGGUCUGAGGGAGAUUCCCUGACUGAUAUUCUGGAGCUGCCAGUCCAAGUAGACAAUACUGAACUUGAUGGACCAGUGGCCUGACUGUGUUCCUUCCUAAGGGUUAUAGGCUGAUGCUUUGUCUUAUUGUUGUUGUUGAUACUUCCUUAGUCAGUAAAUAAAUUUGUAUUCCAGCCUUCAUCUGCAGAUCUCAGAAAUUUGUAUACAGUGGUACCUUGGUUCUCAAAUUUAAUCUGUUGCGGAAGUCCGUUCCAAAACCAAAGCAUUCCAAAACCAAGGCGCACUUUCCCAUAGAAAGUCAUGCAAAAUGGAUUCAUCCAUUCCAGACUUUUAAAAACAACCUCUAAAACAGCAGUCUAACAUGAAUUUUACUCUCUAACGAGACCAUCGAUCCAUAAAAUGAAAGCAAUAAACAAUGUACUGCAGUCACACAAUCAAUCAAUCAGUCAAUCAGUCAAUCAGUAAGUAGCUGAACAGGGUUCCACACAGUCACUAAAACAAAACAAAAGAGCCACAAAUACAAAAACGCAAAAUAAAUAGGAAAAACAGACAGACCGCAGCGUAACACUCAAAACGGAAAUGUGGCAUUCAAAACAGAAGUGUGGCACUCAAAAUGGAUCACGUUCGGCUUCCGGAUCUGCAGUGUUUGGGUUCCAAGUUGUUUGAAUAUCAAGGUGUUUGAGAACCAAGGUACCACUGUACUGCCCUUCAUCCACAGAUCUCAAGAUAAAUUUACAAAAAAGAACCUCAGAAUACAUAGUAAAAGUAAGAGCAGUAACAAACCAAUAAUCCCCCCCACAGCACAUUUAAAGGGGCUUCGUACAUUCUAAAGUGCUAACCACCACUGUUAUAUAUUCUCAGGCAAAGAAUUUAGUUUUUAAGGUCAGAGUUUGGUUUGAAAGGCUCAUGGCCUAAAUUAAUCAUGGCAUAUUUCAUUGUGAAGAAAUUAGUGACUAACAGUCGUUUUGUAUUUCUCGAGUUUGUUAAAUGGCAGCGUGUGCAUUUGAAUCUCUUUCUCUGAGCCAAACGUCAGGAGCCCUGCCUCUAGGUAGGAAUGCCUGCGGCACUAGCCUGGGUCAAGUCAGGUCUGUAACUAUUUUAUUGUUAUUAUUUAUAUGUUAAACUAUUUCUACCCUUCCUUUCCAUUAAAAGAAGAAACCGAGCUGGCUUACAAAUAGAUUUAGGUACAGCUUCAUAAUAUACAAUAAAAAGAUAUAAAGUCCCGAAACAAGUUUAAGAUAAAACAGCAGAGAGGUAUGACUCAAGUAAAGAAAACUGGAAAUGUAGAAUAUUUCACAAAUUGGCAGAAAAAAUUGCCUGAUAGAAGAGAAAGCUGUGCUUUGGUCUUCAGAAGGUCUUUAGAAGCAAGUGAGACAGGUCUCCCUAGGGAGAGAAUUCCCAAGCCACUGAGAAGGCCAUCUCCUAUAUCCAAACUAAAUGAAAUUCAGAUAUUGAAGAGAUGCAAAGGAGAACUUCCCUAGAAGCUCUUAGACUGUGUACAUAUUUCUGUUUUAUUCUGGCUCCAGUGCACUCCCACCUCUGGUAUUUGAAGCCAUGAUACUAGCCAAAAUCCACAUCUAUAUCUCGUAGUUCAGGCUUCCUCAACCUCGGCCCUCCAGCUGUUUUUGGCCUACAACUCCCAUGAUCCCUAGCUAGCAGGACCAGUGGUCAGGGAUGAUGGGAAUUGUAGUCUCAAAACAUCUGGAGGGUUGAGUUUGAGGAAGCCUGUCGUAGUUCCUUGAUAAACACUGCUGUCUGGUGCAUUUCCCCUUAGGCCAGUUUCCAUCUGAUUUGAAGAUAUAGGGCAUAUUCACUUUGCUGUUAAGUUGAGGUUUAUACAUUUGAGGCAGACUUUGCACAUGCAUGUACGACAGCUUCGUGCAUAUGAGUCGAGGUGAGUCACAGAGGUGGAGAAGCCAAGCAGCCAACGUGUAUUCAGUGAAUGCAUCCCUGUCCUGCUCUCUGCUGUGUACAGCAAUGUGCAAGUGUGACUUGAGAUGGAGAAGGGCCUGGGGACGAUCUCGCUGUGUGUUCAGCUGAUAAUGUGCACAUAGUUUUAGUGAGCAGGCAGGCUACUGGUUGUUAGGAUCUGAACACUGCCAUGCUCAAAUAGGCCACGGAGAAGUCAUGGAGGAGUUUUCCUGGCAACCCCACAUGCAUUAAAAGAACAUAGAAUCAUAGAGUUGUAGAAUUGGAAGGGACCACAAGCGUCAUCUAGUGCAGGCUAUUAUUAUUGUUGUUGUUGUUGUUGUUGUUGUUGUUGUUGUUUUCUUUGUACCCCACCCAUUUGACUGGGUUGCCCCAAGCACUCUGGGUGGCUUCCAACAAAUUUAGGUAAAGGUAAAAGAACCCCUGACCAUUAGGUCCAGCCAUGGCCGACUCUGGGGUUGUGGCGCUCAUCUCGCUUUAUUGGCCAAGGGAGCCAGUGUACAGCUUCCGGGUCAUGUGGCCAGCAUGACUAAGCCGCUUCUGGCGAACCAGAGCAGUGCAUGGAAACACCGUUUACCUUCCCGCUGGAGCGGUACCUAUUUAUCUACUUGCACUUUGACGUGCUUUCGAACUGCUAGGUUGGCAGGAGCAGGGAUGGAGCUCACCCCAUUGUGGGGAUUCGAACCGCCGACCUUCUGAUCGGCAAGUCCCUUUUUCCAACAAAUUUAAGGCAUAAUAAAACAUUAAAAACUGCCUUCAGAUGUCUUCUUAAAGCUGCAUAGUUAUUUAUCUCUUUGACAUCUAUGGGGAGGGCACCACUGCCGAGAAGGCCCUCUGCCUGGUUCCCUGUAACUUCAUUCUCUCAAUGAGGGAACCUCCAGAAGGUCCUCGGAGCUGGACCUCAGUAUCUAGGCUCAAGGAUGGGAGUGGAGACUCUCGUUCAAGCAUACAGGGCCAAGGCCAUUUAGGGCUUUAAGGGGGAACCUAGAUGAGGCCAGAGUGUUCCUUUGUGUGGAAGAGCUGUUUGUGCAUAAUUCAAGGAUAGAGUCCCUUUCAGUGUGCUCCAAACCUGUGGAUGGCAGACAUGUGUGUAGCGACCAGACGCAUUGGUAUGUGUGGUGGGAUUAGUUCACAUUACCCACAACCCCCUUGCACAGUCGUGUGUGUUUGUGUAGGGUCAUGUUAACCCUGGUUGUCCAAGUAAUUGUCUAUGCUUCAGGGCAGAAGAAUGGGAAAUAUUGAGAAAAGAGUGUAAAGGCAAGCCUGUCAGUUGGGAAAGGAGCAAAAACAAAACCCUAAAGAGCCAUGUGGCAGAGGAAAUUUGAAACCAUGAGCAGGAUAUUUAUGACCGAUGGCUGUCCUGAAGCAGGAAGUUUGUAGAAGACUUCAAACUGUUCGCAUGGCCAGAAUUAAAGCCAUUUGGGGCUUGAGAGAAUUUGGCAAUCAAAAGGUGACACCUUGGAACAAAAAAGAAUUACCUUACUUCCAUGAUCAAUCUGUGAGGUAAAACUGUUCCAGGAUACUGUAGUUCACCAGUUACUGGUUCAAAACCAGCUGUUUGAAAUGGCAAACAUUCAACCCCUGCUGCCUUUCUACAAAUUAAGCAGAAGAGCAUUCACAGAGCAGCUGUAGGAGACGACACACAUUUUUCAUUCUUGAAAACCCGUGUUCACAGAUCUGUUUAUGACAGAAAUUUAUGGAGUGAAAAAUCCAAAUGUCAGCAUCUUAGAUUUGACUGCUAGAUUUGCUCCUGAAUAGAAGCCUAAGAGGCAUUAAUGAAUCAUUUAUGAAUUGUACACUUCUCCUAAUGUUUAAAAAUACAUCCGGCUAAUGCUGAAAUAAUAUUUCUGCUUCUGCUCUGUGUACAGAAUCCUCUUUGGGUGGUGAUGGGGUAAACACUGGAAGGCAACAAUUUAAUACUUGAAUAUGCUGAUUCCAAAGUCCUCCAGAACAGGAGCAGAUUCUGUCAAGUGAAUUUGGGGAAGUGGAUGGGCUGAAAUAGGUGUGUGUGUGUGUGUGUGUGUGAGAGAGAGAGAGAGAGAGAGAAAUUCAUUUCUUCUCCUUAGCCAUCCCUGUGCCCACUACUACAAAUCACACCGUUCCCCACACUUUGAACAAAUUUGUGUGUUGCACACAAGGAGUCCCAGAUUGUGAGAGCCUCCAUAGAAAUUAAUAGGAACCUUCCCCAUCAUGGCAUUCCCCAGAUGCAUUAGACUACAGCCAGCGUUCAAAAUUUGGCAGGCUCCAAGUGCAUUUUGCCCUGGCUAUCAGCCACUUGCGACCAAGUGAAGAUUCCCAGGUGCUAGGAUGGUGACUGACCUCUCCACCAUCUGCAGGUGAAUGCCUGGGGAUCCUUGGAUAUAUAUUUUUUAAUUCAUUUAUUCUUUUUUUAAUACUGACAGCAACCACAAAAACCACAUACAACAAAAACCACAAGAACACUAAUAAUACAAUUUAACAAUUCAGAUUUGAGUACAGUGGUACCUCAGGUUACAUACACUUCAGGUUACAUACGCUUCAGGUUACAUACGCUUCAGGUUACAGACUCUGCUAACCCAGAAAUAGUGCUUCAGGUUAAGAACUUUGCUUCGGGAUGAGAACAGAAAUCGUGCUCCGGUGGCACGGCAGCAGCAGGAGGCCCCAUUAGCUAAAGUGGUGCUUCAGGUUAAGAACAGUUUCAGAUUGAGUACAGACCUCCAGAACGAAUUAAGUACUUAACCUAAGGUACCACUGUACUGAUAUACCUAUAACUACACCCUUUUAACAAUAUUUCCCCACCUCUCCUCCCCCUACUUCCCACCAUUUUCUGCCUUAUCGCUUAAGUAUUCCUUCCAGAUUUCUUCAUAUUUAUCCAUUCUUAAUUUGCGUCGAUAUGCAAUUUGUUCGUAUGUAACUAGUCUGUCGAUGUUGUCAAUCCAUGUGCUCAAUGGGAUCUUUUUGUGGCUCUUCCAAUUCAUCAAAACAAGUUUUUUUGCUUCUAAUGUGGCACGGUACAUCCUUGGAUCUUGACCGUUUUCACACACUAAUGCCACACCCUGUGGAAUUUUAUCAGUUAUCUUUUAUCUGCACAAUCGGAAUGAAUUUCAGGAACCAAAACUUCGUAUUGAAAAAUGCAACUUUCAAGCCGCCUGGCCCCAAAAUGCCAACUAAGCAAUCCUUUUUGGCUAUUGUAACCCUGGUUUAAGGAGCCAUUUGGCAUCUAGCUUAUAUAUCUGAGUUUCUAACACUGACUACAAUACCCAUCAUCCUUGACCAUUAACCAUGCUCGCUGAGGCUGAUGGGAAUCGCUACCUUCCCAUCUUCACUAAGUCUUCACUAAGAUUUUUAGCCAUUCCUGUGUCAAAAUACCAUUUUCUGAUAUUGGUACACUGUGGUAUAGCGAUAUUGAAUGGGAAGCAGCCUUCUCAUUGUUUCCUGGUCAGUAUUUACUUUAUUUUAUUUUCAUAAACCGGUUUUUACGAACAUUAAUAAAAGAUUUCCUAUGAAAUCAAUAUUAAUAUGAAGGAAAUUCCUCCGUUUCCAUGCCCCCUCUAUGUAUUCAUCUUCAAAGUUUGCUGCCUAACCAAAACAUUAUUUUUCUAGUGCAUGAGUACCUGGAGGUAAAUUGACUUCAUAUAUCAUUUUUCGCAGCUUGCACAAUGGAAAUAAAACAGCUCCCUAAAUGGUGAAAAAUGAGAAUCUUAAAACUGUCAAGUGUAAUAAUCCAGAUUAUUACUCAAAGCAUAAACAUAAAGCACAUGUGAUUUUAGCAGCUACCUGGCUGUGUGGCCUAAUGGUGCCCCUGGUGUUUAGAAAGCUUGGAAGGUGCCUUGGAAGAUAAUAAUGUAGGCCAUCAUCCUUUGUCAUCAUUCCUGAUAGGCAUUAGAUUCCCGGACUUUUAUAUUCUGUAUAAAGAACUUUGACUAAUAUGUUUUAAAAGGUUACAAAACUGCUCUGCAGAGGGCUGCUUUUAUGGUUUAUCUGUGUCAGACAUCUGCUUUGAAAUCUAGCUGGCACCGGGGAACAACUUAUGCCAAUUUAUCCCUUUUCUGCCUUUGGAGCCAGUGUGGCUCUGCAGCUAAGAGUAUAUAUUAUGAAAUUUAAAGUUACCAGUUUAAAUUUCACCUCUGCCAUAAACUCACUAUGCUGUGUGGCUUUAAGCAAUUCUUUCAGACUUAGAUCAUCCAUCUGCAGGAUACGAGUACAGUGGUACCUCAGGUUACAGACGCUUCAGGUUACAUACGCUUCAGGUUACAGACUCCACUAACCCAGAAAUAGUACCUCAGGUUAAGAACUUUGCUUCAGGAUGAGAACAGAAAUCGUGCUCUAGUGGCGUGGUGGCAGGAGGCCCCAUUAGCUAAAGUGGUGCUUCAGGUUAAGAACAGUUUCAGUUUAAGAACGGACCUCCAGAACGAAUUAAGUUCUUAACCCAAGGUACCACUGUAUAUGAAACUUAUAUACUUAAAGGCAGUGCUGUUUUUCUAGAACACUAUGAAUGCCCUCGUUUCUCUUACAGUGGCAAUGGCACCCACCUGACAGGUGCCAGAACUAAGUUCUGGUGAGUUCCGGCUGAAAAAAGACCUGAUUAAAGGCAUUAAGGAGUUUGAUGGUGAAGCGCUCUAGGCAUGCAUAUCUGAGUCCCAUUUUCCAGCACCCUUAAACUACAGUUCCCAGGCUUCUUUGGAGGAAGCCAUGUGCUCAAAAAGUAUGGUGUCAAUGUGCCCUUGGGCAGAAGGAAGUCAUGAGGGUGGUUCAGAGAUUAUUUGUGGCACCGGAACGGCCAGAAGCCCUCCUGGUUUUGCAUCCGUCAGGUUGGAAGGUAGAAGAGCUGGAAGCAUGCCAGUUCCAGGGUUCAUUCUGGAAGCAGGUCAGGGGGAGAAUGCAAAGCCACCCCAACACUCAGAACUGCCCUCACAUUUCCUCUCUGCCAUUGGAGAACUGAUAGCAGAGGAGCAAUGUGGGUGGUUCUUUCCAUGUGUCUGGGAUGGGCCUCCCUUUCCACCCACAAUCCACAAUCUUCUAUGGCCUUUGGAAUGCCAUCUCAGGGAUCAUAGGAUUGUGCCCAAAAUGUGUUAUAUCCAUGUCCUGAAUGGGGUAACUGUGCCCCUGAAGGGCCAGGUAUGCAGCCAUUUUGGACUCACAGCUGUCCAUGGAGGCGCAGGUUAAUUCUGUGUCCGGGGAGGCUGUCUACCAGCUCCAUCUGGUACGCAGGCUGAGACCCUACCUGCCCGCAGACUGUCUCGUCACAGUGGUGCAUGCUCUAGUUAUCUCCCGCUUGGACUACUGCAAUGUGCUCUAUGUGGGGCUACCUUAGAAGGUGACCCGGAAACUGCAAUUAAUCCAGAAUGCGGCAGCCAGACUGGUGACUGGGAGUGGCCGCUGAGACCAUAUAACACCAGUCUUGAAAGACCUACAUUGGCUCCCAGGAUGUUUCCAAGCACAAUUCAAAGUGUUGGUGCUGCCCUUUAAAGCCCUAAACUGCCUUGGCCCAGUAUACCUGAAGGAGCGUCUCCACCCCCAUCCAGCUCUGAGGUCCAGCUCCAAGGGGCUUUCUGGCAGUUCCGUCACUGCGAGAAGUCCCUCCCAUCAGAUGUCAAGGAAAUAAACAACUAUCUGACUUUUAGAAGACAUCUGAAGGCAACCCUGUUUGAUGUUUUAUUGUGUUUUUAAUAUUCUGUUGGGAGCCGCCCAGAGUGGCUAGGGAAACCCAGCUGGAUGGGCGGGGUAUACAUAAUAAAUUUAUUAUUAUUAUUAUUAUUAGCAUCACAGAAGUUGAGCCAAUAAAAAUAUUUAAGUUUCUAUUCCAUUAUUACCCCCCUCCUUUGUGCGAUAGCAGAAGACACAUGCAAGCUGAUGGGUUUGAGAAACUGCUGCAAAUUACUAGUGAAAGAGCAAAUCACUUUUAAAUAAUAUUAAAAUUAAGCAGAUCCACCUGCAGGCUUACAGUUUAAAGACACAUUGCCAGGGGGGCAGGACAGAAAAAUAAAGGGUGGGAAAAGAGACUGAAGGCCAGUAAGAAAGUUCCAGGGUAAAUAGAUGAUGAUGAUUUAUUAUCUAUUUGAUUUAGAUUCUACCUUUUCUCCCAAAAGAGUCCAGGGCUAACAUAUGACAUUAUAAAUACUGGAACAUAACUAAAAGUGCUGCAAAAAAAUUUUUUUUUAAGGUUUAAAACCCACUUUUGGUAUAGAUAUCUAAAUUUCCAAGCUGUGCUCCCAUUGCUAAAUAUAAAGGGUUCUGUAAGGUUUAGGUUUUAGAUUGGAAGCUUUGCUGUACAAGUGUCUUGCAGCAGCAGACAAAGAAAGACGAGACCAUAGAUCUAGAUAAGGAAGACCACGGAAAUACUUGAAAGUAAGCAUAAGAAGCUUAGUGCGAAGUCAACAAGCAGGAGAAAGCUGGUGAAUGGAGUGGUACAAAGGAGUAAGUGAUCUGAAUGAUGAGAGGGAGGUAUCAUGGUAGUGAGGACAGUUAAGGCACAGCAGAGAGCUUUAAGUAGGAAGGCAGGCAUCAAAACUUAAAAUAAUUGAGGGGUGAGCUGUGCCAAACAGGGCCAUUGGGCAUAGGCCAGACUCUGAGGGGGCUGAGUGGAUCCCCAGGGAGAGAAUCCCAGCUGGGCAGGGGUGGGGAGAGAGGUGUGACCUUUGGGGAAUCUCUCCAUCUGGGGUGCUGGUAGGGAAAUCUCUGGGGGGGUUCCCAGGCUGCCUUGGCUUCUCUCAUCUUCUCAGGAAUCUGUGACUCAUCCUGGAGAGGGAUCCCUAAAAAGGGGGAGUUUCAAUUCCUCCCAGCCUCUGUUCUACCCUGGAAGCUAAAUUCCACCCCCCUCACCAUGGCCAGGGCAAGCUGAAGCUGCUGCUGCUGCAUUGGAGGUUGGAAGACCUGAACACAGGACACUGUCUUAUGUGGAUUCCGGCCAUGUGUCCACCUGGGAAUCAACAACUUGUUUUAGAUUCUGAGCUCCUCAGGAAAGAUGAGGCUUAAUCUGAAUGGAAGGAGGAAGGUGGAUGGUUGACCCGGUCAGGCUGUUAACUGGGCCUCUCUCCACAACCUCUGAGAUUUCCCACCCAGGACCCUUAGAGACAUCUGGAGAGACUCUGAUGCCCAAGUCUGAGCUCAUCUGCUUGCUUGAAAAAUAUAAAUACAGAGAUGUUGGUUGUCCAGGAGAAAUUGAAAGCAGGCAAUGGAGAAGACGGCCGGAAUUGUCGGGGGCCAUGUGUAGUUUUAUUCGGAAUAACAAACCACUUAAAUGACUGGAUUGUGGAAUCUGCUGCAGUCAGUGUGCACAACUAACUUCACAUCGACAAGGAGAAAGCAUCACACACAGGAGGAACCAUUUAAAUGUAUGGAGCAUGGAAAGAGUGAGAGUGGAACACUUAAGAAACAUCAACAGACUCACACAGGGGAAACUAUUUAGAUGAAUAGAAGGCUGAAAGGGUUUCAGUCAGGGUUGACUCCUUCACAUCAACGAACUUGCACGUGGGAUAAACCAUUCAGAUGCAUUAAAUAUGCAAAGAGCUUCAGGAGUCAGAACUUACUGUACGUCUACAAACUCAUACAGAGACAAACAGAAAGAGAAGUGUUUUUUGUUUAGUUUUUUGUAUUUCCCUUACUUACCGUCAAUGAACACAGGGGAGAAGCCAGUUAAAUGUCUGCAAUGUGGAAGGACCUUCAGUGAGAAACCCAUAGAAAGCAUCAAUGGGCUCACACAGGGGAUAAACCAUUGAAAUGUAUGGAGUGUUAGAAUACUGCUUUAAAUGUAUACUGCAUAUGAGGCCAAAGACGAGGCAAAGGUCUGCACACAGAGACAAAAGGAAAGAGCAGUUUUUUAAAAGUACUUGAAGAGAGGCACAAACUACAUUAUCUAUAACAAGAGAAAAUGUUGAAAAAUACAUUGAAAAACCCUUGAAGCCAUCUGUCAGGGAACUGACAUCGGAGCUAGAGGCGGAGGGAAGGCUCUCAAAUGAUGCUGGAGAAGGGCCCAGCAGGGAGAGAGGCAGCUCCGCAGAUGGGGAAGCAAAUCAGCGCAACACCAGGGAUAAAGGGGGGCAGAUGGGGGAAUCGGCGAGAGGGCUCCAGGAUUCUUCACCGGACACCAGCGGGGAGAGCACGGGUCCUCCGCUACCCACGCCCUCCCUGCGCAGAAGACUUCCGCGCAGAGAGAGUAGGAGGAGACUGGGUGUCAAACAACUUUUAUAUUGGAAAAGAUUUAAGAAACGCCCACUGACGGAUUCUGCUAGCGACUGAGGCAGCCACGAAGUGAAGGGCUGCCCAGACUGAAAGGUUUAACAAGGCAACAAAGCCAGGAGAGGCGGCAACUUACGCUCGAGCAACCCAUACUCAUUACACCAUCUAUCAAAUGUACCAAAAGCAGAAGGCGAGUACUCUGUGAACCAACCAGAACGUACAAGAUGGAAUAGCAUUCACAUUUGUGCUUUCACUAGGGCUGGAUAGACCUUUUUUGAGAUAUUGCAAUGUAAGAUGUGGUUCCAUGAUGGAAGAAAGAUGGGCUAUAGACAUAAGGAAAUAUACACCCAGUCCAUCUGUUUUGCCAGUCAACUAAUUGUACUUAACACCUAGAAGAUUAUGCACAUCUCAAUCUACAUUUAAAAAAAAAACACAGCAAAAACAUCCUACCAGUUCAAUUUGGCUCAGAUACAGUAAGCAUCACGAUACAUAUUGGGGAGUGAGCAUCCAUAUAUUAAGAUACAGCUGUGGAAGGAGGGUUUCUGGUGAGAAACUGACAUGGGGAAAAGAUUGAAGUAUUUUGGUCCUGAUCAAGUUUGGGAAUGGGCCUUGUGGCUGCACUUUAUAAACAAAAAAGAUGUGAUCUGCCUAAGCAUUGUUUUGGAUGACAUUCAUAAAGUCACAUCUAAUGUGUCCCUUAUUUUAUCCAUGUUGCAUAUGACAUGAGAGAAGGUAGUUCGUUGAAGGACAUCCCAUGUGGUUUGUGGUGAAGAACUGCACCAGGGACUUCCUGAUCUAUGGAUCAUUCCCUUAGCUACAUUGGUUCUCUAACUCUAAUCCUAGAGAGGCAGUGAUUUGUGUUUGUGAGAAAGAAAAGUUAAAAACAACCACCCAAUGUUCAAUGCAAAGAAAGGCUCCCAUGGCAGCUCAGGGAGUUUUUCGGGAUGCAAAGUCACCUUUUUGUGUGACUUAGCAAUUUAUAUCUUGUAAUGAUCUGCCAGGAAAAGAAGCAUGGAAUACUGGCACUUUAGCCAUUGUAAAAAUGUGGUAUCCAGUGCAAAGUUAAGCUUCCUUUGUACAAAGGGGUUCUGUUGCUCGAAAAGAAACAAAAAGGCAAAGAUGCAUGACCUUUGGAAAUCAGGGAAAGCACCACAGUCAUCCCAGACUUGAAGGGGAUUUUCACGGCAAUAAAAGCUAUUGUGUCUUGCUGAUUGAUUGAUAUGUCUUUUUCACCCCUUUUGAUGCUUCAUUGAUAACUGAGUAGCCAGUUUUCAAGGCGAUUGCCAUUGUGGAUCUGGGUGUUGCCUGACAAUAAAAAAAACAGCUAGUUGAGACUGGUGUGCCAGCGGUGGGGGGCAGGGAUGCAAUGCUGGAAAAGUGUUUUGAGAAAGCCUGAGAAUAAAAUAUUUUAUUAUAUAUGGAAAAAGCAGUUAACCAGAGAGAAGUGAGUCAAUAAUUUAAUCUUCAAGUGUUAAUGGCUCCCAUUAGGAGCCAUUAAAUCGCACAUUGAGCCAUCUUACAAUGCCAUACAAGACCCAGACUGGAGAAUCCUUGCUCCUGCAACUGUUGCUGAACUACGGCUCCCAUCAAGCGUGGCAAAUGGCCAAGGAAGAUGGGAGUUGUAGUUUAGCAAGGUUCCACAGACCUGCAUUGCAGCAGCAUCGGUGGCGGACUUUGGGCUCUCAAAUUUCAGCGGCGCCCUGUGCGAUGCUAAAAUCUGGCAUUCCACACCCCACCCCGUUCUGCAGCAUUCUUGUGACCCCCCCUGCAGUGGGGCACCCAGUUGGUCACACUACCCUAAAACUACCUCUGCAACCAUCCAGUUCCCAGGGGUGGCUCCUCCCUCCUCCAACUGUCACCUCUCCACAGGGGCUUCUGUUAAGCCACUGUACCCUGAGGUGAGUGAGAAGCAGCAGUUACAGCCUUUUCUCAAUGAACAAUGGCCUUUUCUAUUAAUAUUGUAAACCCUUGCACUGCUUGGAUUCAAGCCGAGAUAAUUCACCAUUUGCUUACUUUCCAUGACAUUCAAAAAUAGCUGCCUAAGGUAGGAAUGGUCCUGAAUGUGCCUAAUGGUAGGAAUGGUUCUGGUUAGUACUUGUCGAUGCCCCCAUUUCCUUACAGUCUUGAAGACUGAUAGUAUGAUACAUUCCUUUGGAUUAUGGUGAAAGCCCCACAGAUUUUAGCCUCACAACCUAUGACAAAUCAAUGAUAUAAUAUAGGAGUCACUACGAGUAAGUUGUAUCUUUUUGGUGUAAGUGGCAAUUCUUUAAAAUCCCUUGUUUUGUCCACAGGAUGCCUCCCUCACCGAGAUCAAUUCAUUCAGUCCUUUGAUGCCCACAUCCCCGUCUUCGAUGAUCAACCAGUACAAAUUUGACGAUGAACCAGAAUUAAAGGAUCUUUUCAUUACAGUUGACGAUCCGGAAAGCCACAUCACUGCCCUAGAGACGUUCAUCACCUACAGAGUUGUUACAAAGGUUAGUUUCCUAUUGCCACAAAUUUCCGCUUUGGCCAUUUAAAGUAAACUUUGCAGCUGGUACUGACGUCGCAGGUGUUGUGUGGUAAGGUAAAGGUAAAGGGACCCCUGACCAUUAAGUCCAGUCAUGACUGACUCUGGGGUUGCGGCGCUCAUCUCGCUUUACUGGCCGAGGGAGCCAGCGUACAGCUUCCGGGUUAUGUGGCCAGCAUGACUAAGCCACUUCUGGCGAACCAGAGCAGCGCACGGAAACGCAGUUUACCUUCCCGCCGCAGCGGUACCUAUUUAUCUACUUGCACUUUGACGUGCUUUUGAACUGCUAGGUUGGCAGGAGCAGGGACCGAGCAACGGGAGCUCACCCCAUCGUGGGGAUUCAAACCGCCGACCUUCUGAUCGGCAAGUUCUAGGCUCUGUGGUUUAACCCACUGUGUGGUACUUGGUGAGAAAGAAGCAUGUCUGUUCCGCUUGCCUUAGAGCAGGGGUUGGCAAGGUUUACCUCCCAUGCGCCAGUUCACUCCAGCGGAGAUCUCUCUGUGGGCUGGAUUGCGUGCCUGAGUGCGCACGCAAUUUCCGACGUCUGUGCAGAUUUCCAACAUCUGCAUCUGCGCAGAUGUGAUUUCCGGCAUCUGCAUCUAUGUAGACGCGAUUUCCGGCACCGCGGAAGUGAGUCCCCACGCCAGUUUAGCGCAGCUCACAAGGACUCACCGAGCGGGCGACUUGGUUCAGGAGCAGCUCGUGGGCUGGUAAAACGACCCCCAUGGGUUGUUUGUCGCCCAUGGGCCUUAGGAUACCUAUCCCUGCCUUAGAGGAAGCCAGAUGUUGUCAGACUAUAGCUCUCAUCAUCCCUCACCACUGGGACUGAUGGGAAUCCGAGACAUUACCUGGGGGGCAGCUACUCCUACCUGAGAGGGCUUUGGGCUUGGGCUUUUCCAACAGCCAUGUGACAGACUUUUUGAAAUAAGAAUAAUGUUGAAGGGUUUUUUUACCCCCAAAUAAGGGGGGUUUCAAAAGCUGUGUGUGAUAUAGCAUGUGAUUCUGCUGUGGCUGGGAAGGAAUGGUCAGCAAGAAUGUUGAUUGCACUAAAUCGGAAGACUGGAGAAAUACCAACUAAAGAACAAUGGCAAGAGAAGUUGAUGAACUAUGCAGAACUGGCAAAAAUGACAGAUAGAUUAAGAGAAAAAGACAACAGUGACUUCGAAAAAGAAUGGGAACCAUUUAUAUUAUAUUUGCAGAAACAAAGAAAGUCAAUAGACUUGAUGGCAGGAUUUAAAUAAACAUUCACAUUAUUAGUAUUAGAAAAUGUUUAGAAAAUAGUGAAAUAUUAUUGUGUAUUUAAUUUUAUUUAUGAUGUUAUGUUAUUAAUAACUUUUUCUGUUAGGAGAUAUCAAAGUGGGUGAAAAGAGAAACAAACCAGAAGCAGAAGUUGGGGGAAGCCCUGGAAGGGAGGGAGGGAGGAAUAUAUAAUAAAUGUUAAGAAAUUGAGAUGUAUGUAAUGAAUGGGGGAAAAAAUGAAUGUAAAAAAAUGGUCAGAAAUCCCAUGGGGUGUCCUGGCCAAAGCUAUUUAUAUGAAUGGAAAGAUAACAAGGAAGUGGUUUGGCAGUGCUGCCUGCCAGUUUAUGAUAGUUACCUUCUGCAUACAUACAUACACACAAACACACACCCCUGCAUCUAUAUCUACAGUUCUACACACACAUAUUCCUGCCUUGUGAUUAUGCUUUAUAACCUUUCACAAAUAUUUCUCCUAUACACAUACACACACAUGUUUGUCUGGCAGUUACACGACAAUAUUAAAAUGAGGGGUGAUGAAUAUAGGAAUAUACAGUGGUGCCCCGCAAGACGAAUGCCUCACAAGACGAAAAACUCGCUAGACGAAAGGGUUUUUCGUUUUUUGAGCUGCUUCGCAAGACGAAUUUCCCUAUGGGCUUGCUUCGCAAGACGAAAACGUCUUGCAAGUUUGUUUCCUUUUUCGUAAAACCGUUAAAACCCAAGGUGCAUUGCUUCAAGAGGUGCAGUUGCGACUUGACUUCGAGGAGCAACUCAUAUCAGGCGGUGUGGUAGCCUUUGUUGAGGUUUUUGAAGACAUUGGCGAUUUUUGAAGCUUUUCCAAAACUUCUUUUGCAGCCAUUUGGUAAGUUAAACUUUUAAAACUUUUUUGGGGUUUUUGGAUUUUGGGUUGGGGUGUUUGGAAUUCAAGGACUUGAUGUUGGGGAGGGGUUUGCAAGAAUCUGGAAGCUUGUGUGUUUUCUGGGAGGUUUUGUGCUUUUGAAAUUUUUGGAUGUGAAGCACUGAUUUUUUUUGGGGGGGGGGGGUUGCGAAGGUAGGAGCUGUGCUGCCAUGGGGCCCAAGAAGACUGCUGCUGCAGAGGCCGGCGAGAGGAAGAAGGAGAAGGUUACGCUGGAAAUGAAGAAGGAGAUCAUCCGGAAGCACGACGGUGGAAUGCGUGUGACAGACCUCUCCAGGGAGUACGGGAGGAAUCCAUCGACCAUUGGGACCAUCCUGAAGAUGAGGGAGAAGAUCCUUGCGACUGAUGCAGCCAAGGGAGUCACCAGGAUCGUAAAGAACCACCCAGCUGUUCUGGAGGAGGUCGAGAAGUUGCUGCUCAUCUGGUUAGAAGAGAAGCAGCGUGCAGGGGACACAGUGACUGAGGCCGUCAUUUGUGAGAAGGCCAAGGCCUUGCACGCAGACCUCGUCCGGGAACAGCCAGGAACCUCAGGCGAGCCAGAAGUCUUCAAGGCAAGCAGAGGUUGGUUUGACCGGUUCAAGGCAAGAUCUGGAAUCCACAGCGUGGUCAGGCAUGGAGAGGCUGCCAGUUCUGAUGUUCCUGCAGCUGAAGACUUUGCAUUGGAGUUCCUGGAGGCUGUGAAGACGGAGGACUACGUUCCACAGCAGGUCUUCAACUGCGACGAGACCGGGCUGUUUUGGAAGAGGAUGCCCAAAAGGACUUUCAUCACUCAGGAGGAGGCCAAGUUGCCUGACCACAAGCCCAUGAAGGACCGUCUGACCCUGCUCUUCUGUGCCAACGCAAGCGGCGACCUGAAGAUCAAGCCCCUGCUGGUGUACCACUCGGAGAACCCACGGGCCUUCAGGAAACACAAGGUUGACAAGGAGCAGCUGAGUGUCAUGUGGCGAUCCAACAGUAAGGCUUGGGUCACACGUGUGCUGUUUGUGGACUGGGUCAAUCUUGCUUUUGGCCCUGCUGUCAAACAGUACCUGCUGGACAACGACCUGCCGCUGAAGGCUUUGCUUCUGAUGGACAAUGCUCCUGCUCAUCCUAAAGGCCUUGAGUUGGACUUGUUGGAGGCGUUCAGCUUCAUCAGCAUCAUGUUCCUGCCGCCUAACACCACGCCACUGCUCCAGCCGAUGGAUCAGCAGGUCAUCGCCAAUUUCAAAAAACUCUACACCAAGGAGCUUUUUAGGCAAUGCUUCGAGGUGACAGAUUGCACCACCAUCACCCUGUGGGAAUUCUGGAAGGACCGCUUCGACAUCGUCACCUGCUUGAAGAUGAUCACCACGGCCUGGAACGGGAUCAGCCAGAGAAAUUUGAAUUGCGCUUGGCGCAGCCUGUGGCCGGACUGUGUGGCACCAAGUGACUCUGAUGCACCAGAGUCAACAGUGGUGCAGGACAUUGUUGCCUUGGGGAGGACCAUGGGCCUGGAGGUCACAGAGGAGGACAUCAGCAAGCUGGUGGAGGAGCACGACCACGAGCUGCCCACCCAGGAGCUGGUCGAACUGCAGGCAGAGGCUGCGCAGGAGCAGGCCUCGCUGGAAGAGGAGGAAGCAACUGAGGAACGGCUGUCCUCCAAAGAACUGAGGGACAUUUGCAUGAAGUGGAAGGAUGUGCAGGCUUUUGCACAGCGGCACCACCCUGACAAGCACAUGGCACAUGACCUUGCGAACACUUUUGAUACGAGGGUCAUGUCGCCUUUCAGGGAGGUGCUGAAAAGGUGGAUGAAGCAGCAGACCAAGCAAGAAGCAAAGAGUGGAAGAGGAACCUUCUUCGAGUGGUCCCCCAGAGUCUUAGAAAAUGUACUGUACACUUUGUUGAUUUUUAAAUGUUUUUCUGUCAUGUUUAGAAACUUAAUUUAUUGUUCCUUCAAUUUUUGAAAUGCUCUUUACAGUAUGUGUGACUUUAAAGAGCACUUAAUAAACUCUUCUUGUACCAAAUUUGGCUUUGUUUGGACUUUUUUUGACCAUAGGAACGCAUUAAUUGAAUUUCAAUGCAUUCCUAUGGGAUUUCGUGCUUCGCAAGACGAAAAAUUCGCUAGACGAAAAAACUCGCAGAACGAAUUAAUUUCGUCUUGCGAGGCACCACUGUAUUUGUGUCUGCACUGAAAUAUACUUUGCCCAUUUUUAAAAUUAAAAAAAACCAUACAGCCAGUCAGUUUUGAAGUCUCCCUGAGAAGUGCUGAGUUUCUAAGGACCAGCUUAGGUCAUAGUUGGAAGGGACCUCGAAGAUCAUCUAGUCCAACCCCCUGAAAUGCAGGACUUUUUUGCCCAAAUGUGGGGCUCAAACCCAAGGCCCUGAGAUUAAGAGUCUCAUGCUUCACCAACUGAGUUAUCCAUCUACUGCUUUGAGUGCUUUUCUUUUUUUCUCCAUUUGUAAGUGAAGGAGAGGAUAGGCAGCUUGAUCUUAUGCAUAUUUGCUCGGAAGUCAGUCCAAUUGUAUUCAAGGGGGGGCAGGGAGGAGCUUGUUCCCCGGUGCACAAGAAGAUGCCACCUAUUUUAGAUUCUUCUCUGCAGGUUCUUCUCAAAAGGCUGCUUGAAGCUUAGACGUCUUCAGAGCAUGCUGUAAAUACAAUCUGUGCUAAUCUGUGCUGCAGUAAGACUGAAUGAUCUCAUGAACCUAGCUCAUGCUCAGAGUCAUGAAUUGUAGUUCUUCUCUGGCUGUGUACAGUUCUUCUGAUACAAAAGGACCUCUGUGCCGAAGCGGAAGUCCCAUUCAUAGUGGCUACUCAAUAAUCAUGCACUGUUUGCUUUUAAAACACUCAUUCUCUUUGCCAAAUAGCCAUUAUACACCAUGAGUGCCUGAAGGCCUUUUCGACAUAUGCAUCAUUUGACUGUCUUCUGUAUGUUUUCUAGACAAUGCGUGGUGAAUUCGACUCCAGUGAGUAUGAAGUUAGACGACGCUAUCAAGAUUUCCUUUGGUUAAAGGGAAGGCUUGAGGAAGCACACCCAACUCUCAUCGUUCCUGUAGGUCUAAUCAACUCUUGUUUUGUUAGGCAGAAAGCUGAGAUUGAAAGAAGAGAAAAAGCACAUUGGAUGUGCUAAACUGAUUUCUUAAGAGUGAUAAGUGGUAACUGUUCUUUUUCUGCAGUGUGUCCUCUCCCUCGUAUUUGUUCUAAUAAUGAAACCACUGCAUAUUUUAUUUUGACUUGGUUCGCAUGUAACACUAAACCAUGUUCUAAUGUUUUGAAGAUAAGCCUAAGUGAGCCUUGGGCUUGCACACUACCCCCCUCCUCUCACCCUUUGAGCCUCUGCUUUUAUUUUAGAUGAAUCACAGUUAGAAUAAUGCAAAAACCCCAAAUCUUAAAUGAAAGCAAGCCAUGCCAGAGGAGGAGGAGGAGAAUGUGAGCCCAUUGAAUCACGUAGCCUCAUUCUUGUGACACUAUAAACUAUGGUUUCGGGUUACAUCCAAAGCAGACCAAUAUUUUUAGAAUGGCUGCUUACAUAUACAUGCAGUUAUGUAGCUUAACUGUGUUUUCCCUUCCAUUAUCUUUCUGCCUUAGCCAUUGCCUGAAAAAUUCAUAAUGAAAGGAGUUGUGGAACGAUUUAAUGAAGAAUUCAUUGAAACAAGAAAGAAAGCACUGCAUAAAUUUUUAAACCGGAUUGCUGAUCAUCCCACUUUAACUUUUAAUGAGGACCUCAAAAUUUUUCUUACUGCACAAGCCUGGGUAAAGAUUAUUUUUUUAUUUUGUUGUGGUGAUCAUAAAAGUAAGAUUUGUCAAGUCUGACCGAAAUAGGUACCUAUCUAACUGGGUUAAGAUGAAUUCAGACUUUCCCCCCUUUUGUCCCCCAGGAUUGUAAUUGGGAAGAGGUUGUGCACUAACUUCAGACACCUCUUUUCUUCUCCCACACACCUCCACAUUCUCUGCACUGCAGGGAGAAAAGACCAAAACUGAGAGAAAGCAGACAGAGAGAACUCCCUGUUUGCUCAUUCAGAGCAAAAGAUCUCCUCCUUGCUUCUGUCUGGAUACAGUCCAGAUCAAAAAUACCCUGUUGCAUUUAUCCUGUGUUUUCUUUUUUUAAUGGAAUAUUCAGGGAGAUGGCAUAGGAAAGCCACAUCUUCUCAGAAAGCUUAGUUGGAGUAUCAAAAUGCACAUACACCCCUCCAUUAUGGGAAUGCCUUUGAAUAUUUAUAGGCACCAGUUAAUUUUUACCUAAAUGGGGUUGUAGACAAAGCCAUGCUUUUAAAGAAGCCGUUGAAAGCACUGGACAAAACAAGGAACAAAAGAGCAAAAAGACAUAAUAAUAAUAAUAAUAGCAAUAAUAAUUCUUACAGUUAUACCUCGGGUUACAAACGCUGCGGUUUGCGCAUUUUCAGGUUGCGGCCUGCGCCAAACCCGGAAGUACUGGAACAGGUUACUUCCAGGUUUUGGCACUCGUGCAUGCGCAGAAACGCAAAAUGACGUCACGCGCAUGUGUAGAAGCGCCGAAUUGCGUCACGCACAUGCGGAGACGCGGCGCUUCAGGCUGCAAACGCUGUGGGUUGCAAACAUGCCUCCUGCACGGAUCACGUUCACAACCAGAGGUAUGACUGUAAUAGGUAAUAGUUACCGUCUUUUUCGUCCCAUAGGACGCUCCGUCCCAUAGGACGCACCUAUUUUUUUCGGGGGGGAAUAAAGGGAAUUUUUUCCCCCUUUAUUUCCCCCCCAAAACCAGGUCGGGGAAACCAAACCAGGUCGGGGAACAGCGGUAUGGCGGCGCUCCCCCUCCCCGCUGUCCCCCGAGCUUGUGGGGCUGGCCGAUGUCUGCCCGGGGCGCGGGUGCUCUGCUUCAGGGCGCCCGCACGCCAGACAGCAGGCUGCUAUCCACAGCCUAGGGAGCCCUGCGGGAACUCCUGCAGGGCUCCCCAGGCUGCGGACAUCUGCCCGGCGCGAGGGGCGCUCUGCUUCAGGGCGCCCGCACGCCGGGCGGCAGGCUGCUAUCCUCAGCCUAGGGAGCCCUGCGGGAACUCCCGCAGGCUACCCAGGCUUGCUGAUAGCUUCCUGAAGCCUGGAGAGCGAGAGGGGUCGGUGCACACCGACCCCUCUCACUCUCCAAGCUUCAGUGAAAGCCUGUAUUCGCCCCAUAGGACGCACACAGAUUUCCCCUUCAUUUUUGGAGGGGAAAAAGUGCGUCCUAUAGGGCGAAAAAUACAGUAUGUGCUUCCCAUCUGAUUGGGUUACCCAAGUCACACUGGGAGGCAAAGCUGUCAACUUUCAGAUUUGAAAAUAAGGAAUCAGCAGCUUCGAAAAUAAGGGAUCAGCAGCCUCACCUGUCCUGGGGACAGUCCACGGGAUAUCUAACAAUCCGGGAUAGCAGCGGGAAGCAGCAGGAAACGGCACUAGAAUAAGGGAAUUUCCCACAAAAAAAGGGAAGGUUGACAGCUAUGCUGGGAGGCUGCCAACAAAUUAAAACACAGUAAGACAUCAAACAUUAAAAACCACCCUAUACAGAGCUGCCUUCAGAUGUCAGAUAGUUGUUUAUUUUCUUGACAUCUGGUGGGAGGGUGUUCCACAGGGCAGGCAUGACUACUGAGAAGGCCCUUUGCCUGGUUCCCUUCAACCUCACUUUUCACAAUGCAGAAACCACCAGAGGUUAUAUCUUAGUAGAGUGUGAGUUAGCAGAUUAAUUUUGCCAUUAGCGAUGGGAACAAAGGUUGUCAUGUUUCAUAUGGACUGUGAUGUGAACUUGGGUUUUUACUACAUCUUUUUUUUCCAAGUACAUAAACAACAACUCACCCAAGUCAAAGCUUGAUUUCAUCCCUUAAUUUUUAGGAACUUUCAUCUCACAAGAAGCAGGGGCCUGGUCUGCUCAGCAGAAUGGGACAAACGGUCAAAGCUGUCGCGUCGUCGAUGCGAGGAGUGCCCGUGAAGAACCGCCCGGAAGCAUUUACAGAAAUGAUGGACCAUGUGGAGGUGUUUAGUCAGAAAAUCAAUUUGUUGGAUAAAAUCUCCCACCGAGUCUACAGGGAAGAGAGAGGUUGGUGGAAAAGAAAGCCAACUUUCUUGGCUAUUUCUGGUGGGCUUCCAGUUUCUUCCUCCUUUCUGGAAUCCCCACAGUAGGGCAAAUUAGAAUCCAGCCUCUGUUCCCUCUCUAAACUUCAUGUAUACCAAUAUGAUCUCCAUUUUCUGAGUAGGGAUGUUUAAGUAAUGAAAAUGGUACUAGUCACACACAAGAAGGGGAUAUCAGGAGGCUUGGAGGAGCCACAAGUUUUGGAAAAGUAGUAAACAUAUUUAGAAAGCCUAGGGUUGAGGAGGCAGAAUCGGUCCAAUGAGGACCAAGCAUGCUCAGUGCUUGCAGAAUGCUGACUAACUACUGAGGGUCGGUAAAUAGUAAACCUGGUGGGAGGGUGAUGGAACCGGAGUAGCUGGAAUUCUAAUCAGUGAGAUGCCAUGCUGCAACAUUUUGCUGCAGACCCCACUUUUCCCAAAUUGAAAUUAAAGAACUGUCUGCCAUGAACUCAAGACCAGAUCUUCGGCUAAUUAUGUGUUCCUCACCUGUCAAAUGGGACUGACCUGGUCACAGACAUUUUUUAAAAUAUUCUGGUUUUUAUUUUAUUUUAGAAACGGAAUUUAAAUGCCAAUCCCUUCUCUUCUCUCCUCCCCCCCCCCCCAUUUUAAAGACUAUUUUUGUGAGCUGAAGGAGUUUGGCCCCAUCCACACGCUUUGGUCCGCAUCUGAAGUAGACCUGGCGGACACGCUGAAAGGGGUGGCAAGCUGUAUCGACAAAUGCUGUAAGGCGACCGAGAAACAGAUGGCAGGGCUCUCCGAAAGCCUCUUCCCUACUCUGCAUGAAUAUGUGCUGUACAGUGAAAUAUUAACGGUAAGAUGGAACAGGCACUGCGUGGAUUCAUCUGUCAUGAACUCUUCUUUUCAACACCCUUCCCUCUGAUUGCAUUGCUGUAGUGUAAGCAGCCUGUUAGAUGACUGCAGUGAGUGUGUUUUCUUAGCUGGUGUUGGCAAUGUAGUACUUUGGGUAAGGACAGCCAGCCUGGUGCUCUCUAGGUGUUUGCUGGAUGAUGAUGAUGAUAAUAAUAAUAAUAUAAUAAUAAUAAUAAUAAUAAUAAUAAUUUAUUUGUACCCCGCCCAUCUGGCUGGGUUUCCCCAGCCACUCUGGGCGGCUUCCAACAAAGAUUAAAAAUACAUCAAAAUGUCACACAUUAAAAACUUCCCUGAACAGGGCUGCCUUCAGAUGUUUUCUAAAUAUCAGGUAGUUGUUUAUCUCUUCGACAUCUGAUGGGAGGGUGUUCCACAGGGCAGGCGCCACUACCAAGAAGGCCCUCUGCCUGGUUCCCUGUAGCUUUGCUUCUCGCAGUGAGGGAACCGCUAGAAGGCCCUCAGCACUGGACCUCAGCAUCCGGGCAGAAUGAUGGGGGUGGAGACGCUCCUUCAGGUAUACAGGGCUGAGGCCGUUUAGGCUCCCAUCAGCCCUUGCCACUGGCCACGCUGGCUGGGGUUGAUGAGAGCUGGAAGUUCCAACAACACCCGAAGGUCUGGCCACCCCCUGGCUUAAGAGACUGAGCAUCUGGCCUUUUUAUUCUGUAUCAUCAUCAUCAUAACUAAUAAUAGGCCUCCUAUCUGACUGGGUUGCCCCUGCGACUCUGGGCGGCUUUCAACAAAUUAAAACACCACACAGUAAAGCACCAAACAUUAAAUGUAGAGGGCUGCCUUCAGAUGUCUUCUAAAAGUCAGAUAGUUGUUUAUUCCCUUGAUAUCUGAUGGGAGGGCGUUCCACAGGGCGGGUGCCACUACCAAGAAGGCCCCUGUAACUUUAUUUCUUGCAGUGAGGGAACUGCCAGAAGGCCGUUAGAGGUGCUGGAUCUCAGCUGAAUCACAGGGGUGGAGAUGCUCCUUCAGGUAUACAGGGCCGGGGCCGUUUAGGGUGGGCCUAACGUCCUUGAGAGCCGAUAUACCAUCUUGCCUGGUGCACAGGAUGCUAGAGUAAAGCAUCUUCCUUGAAGCAGAAGUUUCCAGGUUCACUCGUCUUCAUCUCCAUGGAGGGCUCGAUCCCUGGAGAUCCUCUGCCAGCCAGUGUAGACCAAACAAAGCUAGAUGAUCCAGUUGGUCUGACUUCCUGAUUCAGUGGCCACUGUCCUCCAGGGAGGGAGAUCCGUGUUUAUUUGCUGCGUAAAAUACUGGAUUUUUUUAGUCUUUAAGGUGCCACAAGAUUUUCUCGUGGGGGGGGGUUCAAGAACAUACACACCAUCAGCUGUCAUAUGCAUCUUUUCCACUAUGUGUAACAGCAAUCCCUAGGGCUAUGAACAAUAGGUGUUCCCAUUGCAGUAUGUGUGCUGUUGGUUCAAAUGUGAGGUUGUGCAUGUAGUAUAUGCUCAAAUCCAUAACAUAGGAAGCAGAUCAGAGGAAACCCUGGUAUCAAAAUCCCACUGGGGAAACGAACGUCUGAAGCUAUAAUCCAGAUAGUGUUGCAUGCAUCCCCAUCUAUGAGAGGAGAGAGACUGUGGUUACCUUAGAAUGGAGGUCAGUAAACGCUACACAUACAUACAACCAGGGACGCGGGUGGCGCUGUGGGUUAAACCACAGAGCCUAGGACUCGCUGAUCAGAAGAUCGGCGGUUGCAAUCCCCGUGACGGGGUGAGCUCCCGUUGCUCGGUCCCUGCUCCUGCCAACCUAGCAGUUCAAAAGGACUUCAAAGUGCAAGUAGAUAAAUAGGUACUGCUCCGGUGGGAAGGUAAACGGUGUUUCAUAUAUAUAUAUAUAUAUAUAUAUAUAUAUAUAUAUAUAUAUAUAUAUAAUUUUUAUUAAGUACAAAUUAGAAAGCAUACAUAUUUACAACGAAAGAAAAUAGAAAGGAAAAAGAAAAUACAUAUAACCAAGGGAAAAAAUUAGAGAAUACUUUGCCUCUUUUCAUAUUUACAGUUAUUUAUACGGCGUUCUGUGUGCUGCUCUGGCUCGCCAGAUGCAGCUUGUCACACUGGCCACGUGACCCGGAAGUGUCUGCGGACAGCGCUGGCUCCCGGCCUAUAGAGUGAGAUGAGCGCACAACCCUAGAGUCUGGCAAGACUGGCCCGAACGGGCAGGGGUACCUUUACCUUUACCUUUAUACCUCUAUAAAAUGCUAUUCACAAUAAAGGAGUGAAAUGAAAGAUAAGAUAUCAGAAAAAAGAAAAAAAGAACAAAGAAAAAAUAAAGAAGUAAAAGAAAAGGAUCAUAGGUGAAAAAUUUUAAAGGUAGAUAAGUAUUCACUAUACAUAGCCGUUUCCCAUCUAUAUUCAAUUGUAUAAUUUCAUCUUGUCCUUAUCUACCUUAAAAAGUGUUGUUGUUUUUUAAAAGACUUCCACCGUUUCCGUGCACUGCUCUGGUUCGCCAGAAGCAGCUUAGUCAUGCUGGCCACAUGUCCUGGAAGCUGUAUGCUGGCUCCCUCGGCCAAUAAAGUGAGAUGAGCGCCACAACCCCCGAGUCGUCCACGACUGGACCUAAUGGUUAGGGGUCCCUUUACCUUUUUACAACCUGAGCAUGAGAUGGCAGGGCUCACAGCAUUAGCCCUUCAACAGAUCUUGCUUCCCCAUUAAGUUUCCAGGCAGUUCCCUAAAGCCAAAGCAAGGCAAGCAUCUGUGUCUCUUCAGCUUUAGUCUAUUGGUUUUCCAGCUCUUUGAUGACCUGGCAUUCAGCCAGGUGAGUGGGGAAGCCCCACACAUUUGUCUCUAUGGCAACAUGGCCCACUCAUCAAGAUGCUAAUGGGGUACUUAGCUGGGCCAGCUAAGGCCAUUAUCUUAUGGAGAGGCUGGUUUGACCAGUCCCUCUACUACAAUCACAGGCUUGGUUGGGGUCCAUGGAUAUAAUCCAGACCACCUCCCAGUCCUGAGUGGUUCUGAGCUCUGAAAGCAAACUUUAUAGGUAAUAGGGUACUGAUGAGUUGUCAGUAUCCAGUGAGUCCAGCAUUGCAUUGUCUGCAGGGCUAGAGUUUUUGUCCUGUGAAACACCUUGAGACCUGAAGGUAUAGGGCAGUGUAUAAAUUUAAUUAAUUAUGUGCGGUAAGCCGACCAUAUACAGUGGUACCUCGGGUUAAGUACUUAAUUCGUUCCGAAGGUCCGUACUUAACCUGAAACUGUUCUUAAAUUGAAGCACCACUUUAGCUAAUGGGGCCUCCCGCUGCCACCGCGCCGCUGGAGCACGAUUUCUGUUCUCAUCCUGAAGCAAAGUUCUUAACCUGAAGCACUAUUUCUGGGUUAGCAGAGUGUGUAACCUGAAGCGUAUGUAACCUGAAGCGUAUGUAACCCGAGGUACCACUGUAUGCUGUAAGUCGCCCAGAGUGGCUACGGAUACCCAGCCAGAUGGGUGGGAUAUAAAUAAUAAAAAAUAUUGUUGUUGUUUAAUCAUCAUUAUCAUCAUAGCAACAACAACAACAACAACAGCUCACCAUAAACGCCUUCCUUUUUCUCUUACAAUGGCAAUGGUCCCCACCUGAAAGGUGCCAGAACCGAAUUCUGGUGAGUUACAACUGAAAAAAAGCCCUGGUUGUCCGUAUCUUCGAGUUUCCUAUAAGCAAAAUCCUUAUCUUUGUUUCAAGGGUGCUGUUUUCUGUCGCCGUAGUCAGCAUCUUGAGUGGAAAACUGUCUUCCCCUCCUCACUUUCUCACCUCUUAAAGGUUGCCAGCCUCAACACCACCUCUUACGUACAAUUUCUCUUGAGCAGCAAUGCACAAUAACUGUUUUCUAGCUAGAGAAACUCAGAAGUGAAAGAUUAUUUGGAAGGUGGGCCAGAACAUGUCUGCAGCUCAGAGUAAAAUGCGCUUAAACUCCAGUGGCAUGAAGAGAACUUUGAUGUGUCUGUUUUUCUCUGAAUCACAUCCAAUAUGCUUUCAUCACAACUGAACCCCCUCUACUUAUAGGGUACUUACUAGGAAUGGCAUAGCGUUUUCAAAGCAAAGGGGACAAUUUGAAAGCUCCAUUCUGCCUGCAAUUGUGUGUGUGUGUGUGUGUGUGUGUGUGUGUGUGUGUGUGUUGUAUACUGUAUAUUCUUGUGGCCAAUCUGAUUGUGCAGCUAUCAAAGGAAAAUUGGAGGUAGAAGCCUCCACAGCAGUAGAGGAAAAAUUGCUCAAAAUAUAUGGCAUCUGUACACAACUUGGCAGGAUUCACUCGAGAAUGUAGCCCUGAAUAGCCAUUUUAAGGCAUAAGGGGGGGGGGAGUGUUUGCUUUGAAGCAGCUCUGCUGCUGUUACACAAACUCUCCUUAUACAGUGGUACCUCAGGUUACAUACGCUUCAGGUUACAGACACUUCAGAUUACAGACUCCGCUAACCCAGAAAUAGUGCUUCAGGUUAAGAACUUUGCUUCAGGAUGAGAACAGAAAUCGUGCUCCGGUGGUGCGGCGGCAGCAGGAGGCCCCAUUAGCUAAAGUGGUGCUUCAGGUUAAGAACAGUCUCAGGUUAAGAACGGACCUCCGGAACGAAUUAAGUACUUAACGUGAGGUACCACUGUACAUGUCAGGGAACUGUGGAUAUUAGGGGAAGGCUCUGCCACUCCGUACAGCCCUGCUGGCUUGCAUUUUGCCCCAAGUUAGCCCCCUAAAGUGCCUCAAAGUAUAAGCACUCUGCAGAGAUUAAAAAUAAGGCAGUCACAACCCAUGUGCUUACAGUCUAAUGAAUGUGAUAGAUAAGGAAAAGGGGAUGAGGAGGGGAGAGGAAAACAAAGGCUGGAGCAGUGUGUUCUUUCUGGAAGGGAUGAGGGAGGGAAACUCCCUGCGCCAUUCAUUUUCAAGACGAUGGCUGGAACCAGGUUGGUCUCCUGCUUGCCAUGGCAGUCUUCUUGGAAGACUUUGGGUGCAGCUUCCCUGCGGCCUUCAGUCUCUUCUCUGACGGCAGAGGCCAAAAUGUGCUCCCCUUCAGCUUUGCACUCCCUGGGAAGCUGAUGGUUGGAGCUGGCUGUUGUCUUCUUUUGACGGGGGUGGGGGAAGCUUUGUGAAAUUGCUUCUUGUCUGUCCAGUGGCUGGGAUCAAGCUGCUCUCCACUGUUUCUCCCGGGAGGCAGCCUCACAGUAGCUUUUAGUCCCCUGUCCAAUUGAUGGAGACAGAGUAUGCUGACAUGUGAUGUAUCCUCAAUGGAUUUGUCUAGUGCUCAUUUUAAAAAGUUCAAGUUAGCAGCCAUUAUCACAUUAUUAUUAUUUUGGCAACAGAUUCCUUAAAUUAAAUAUGCAUUGUGUACUUUCCUUUAUCUGUAGUGAAUCUGCCAAUUUCAUAGGACAAGAGACGGGAAUGUCUGUAUCCACCUUCUUCCAAGUUUCUAAUGAAAAUAUUUGUUGGGAGCUCCCUUUCAUAAGUUAUUUAACUGGACGAAACAGUGCUCCGUUAUAUGUAUCUCUAUCUCUCUCUCUCUCACUCUCUUUCCCUCUCUCCUGUUUUGCAAUUCAGGGGGUUUUGAAAAGAAGAGACCACAUACAAGCAGAGCUGGAUUCCAAAGUGGACGCUCUAUAUAAUAAAAAGGCAGAAAAUGAUCUGGUGAGUAUGCCAACCAUUGCUAAAUAAUAAUGGGGUACUUCUUGCUGUAAUUAAAAAAUUGAUGCCAUUGCAUCACAUAAUUGUGCUAAUGAAACAUGAUGGCAAAGGGCUUGCACCAGGGCACUGCCUUCCUGGGAUGCAUCCCUCUAGCUCAGUAUACUGUCAAAUUUUACUGGAUCACUGACAGAGAUCUUUCCUAUAAUUUUUUUAACUGGAAAUAGCUAGGGAUUGAGCCUACAGUUCUACAGCUCCUGCCCCAAUAAUCUUCCAAAUACAGUGGUACCUUGGUUCUCAAACUUAAUACAUUCCAGAAAUCUGUUCCAAAACCAAAGCGUUCCAAAACCAAGGUGCGCUUUCCCAUAGAAAGUAAUCCAAAAUGGAUUAAUCCAUUCCAGACUUUUAAAAACAACCCCUAAAACAGCAAUUUAACAUGAAUGUUACUCUCUAACGAGACCAUUGAUCCAUAAAACAAAAGCAAUACACAAUGUACUGCAGUCACACAAUCAAUCAGUAGCUGAACUGGGUUCCACACAGUCACAAAAACAAAACAAAAAAGAGCCGCAAAAAUAAAAACGCAAAAUAAAGAGCAAAAACAGACAGACAGCGUAACACUCAAAAUGGAAGCAUGGCACUCAAAACGGAGCACAUUCGGCUUCUGAUAAAAGUUCGCACACCAGAACACUUACUUCCAGGUUUGCAGUGUUUGGGUUCCAAGUUGUUUGAGUACCAAGGCAUUUAAGAACCAAGGUACCACUGUAGUAAUUUGGUGUGCUGAUCUUGAACAUACUUAGCAGACCACUUUCUCCUUUCACCAUGGCAUCUUACAAACCUCUUGAGUGAUGAUAUCUGUUAAGUCCCAUUUUGUAGAAGGAUGCAAAAGCACAUCGUUGGAAGACUUCCGGGUUGGCGCCAUCGGCAAUGGCGGAAUUCCUCUGACCGGGAGGAAUUUGCCCCGUGGGAAAUUGGGUCUGGCCGCCAUAGCGAAGGCGGAGACCCGUAAAAAUCACAGGCGGGAGAAGCCUGUGAACGUGGGAUUCGGCAGGCACCUUCUGCGCCUCCCCUACUCGCGGGGAAACCCGUUUUCGGGGCUCCGGAGUGACGUGGGGUGAGUGGCGCAGUGCUUCGAAUCGUCUGCUUCUUCCACGGAGCGAAGCCGCACAGCCGUUGCCGGAGAGCGCUGACUUUUUCCUGUGGACAAUUUGACCUUAAAGUAGUUACCCGUGAGUAGAGCUGAAACGGGAGAAUUGGAUUUCUAAAAGUAUAAUUUGGUAUCGAAGCGGGGAGGUUCAAAACAGGAAGUCUGCCUCCCCCUUUUGUAAAUAGACUGAGGCAAUAAAGUUGCAAGCUGGAGUCCUGGAAAGUCUUUUGUAAAAGAUUAAAUUUCCAUCGGUAAAGAACAAAACCCCCCUUUGUAGGCAGGAGAAGAGGGGGGGAAGUUGUGGACUGAAUAUGCCUGCAGGAGAGAGCGAAGAGAUCUAAAACACCGCCGCUCUGACCCUGGAAACGGGCUGCUAGUAGGACUGACAUACUUUGGAAUGUUCAUUGACAGCAUUUAGAACGUUCAUUGAUAGCUAGUUAAAUAAAAGAAAUACAUUGUUUCUACUGUUUCCGGCUGCUUUAAAAAGGAGUAAAAGUAACUGAAAAUUGAAACUAACUUGAAACUAAUUUUCGGAUUGUUUAAAAGAGGAUACUAUUGACUAUUAUAAAUAGAAACUGUUUCCCCCUAGUGGAAGCCUUUGAAACCGGUUGCUUUACAAGAGUUGGGUUAGGGAAAUUUCCAGCUGCAAGUUAAAAACCAUGAGACUCUGGGACUGACCUUGAAGCUUUUAAGUGUUAUGGUUAAUGGAAGAGGAAAAAUAGACCAGUCAACUGCUGACAAAACAUUAAGGUCUGGGAGGACUUGGCAACAAUCCAGGAGAGGUCCACCACCAGGCCCCCCUGCUUUUUCUGAGCCUUUGUACCAGUAUAUGUAAAACCAAGAGAAAUGUUGACAGAAGAGGCUCUAGUGGCGGCAUUAUUUAAGAUAAAUGAUUCAUUGGAUCAGCUUCACAGGAAAAUGGACACGAUAAAUGCGAAAUCAUUAAAACUAACUUAAAUAUAGAAAGUAUAAAUAAUACUAAUAUAGAAACUACCCAGAAAUUGACACAGGAACCUAUUUCGAUGCGGCAAACUGCGGAGGAAGCCAGGGAAAAAGCUGUUGUUGCUGAAUGUAAAGAAACACAACUGGAGAGAAAGAGCAAGAGAGCCCCAGCCCUACAGAAGCAACUUGAUGAAUAUAAGUUGACGCUUACUAUGACUGAACUCAAAGAAAAACAGACGAAUUUGAGGAUUAGAGUUCACCCCUGGUGGACAUGCCCAAGGAUUAAGACACUUUGGGAGAUGAUUCAUAAUGAAAUGAAAAAGGUAUUUAAAUAUACCUUUUUGAAGAAACCAGAGGCCUUUCUCCUGGGCAUGGUCGGCCAAUUGGUGUUAAAGAAGGAUAGAACUCUUUUCACAUAUGCAACAAUAGCAGCAAGAAUACUCAUUGUGAGGUACUGGAAGACACCAGAUUUAUCUAUCCGGGAAGAAUGGCAGAUGAAGUUGAUGGACUAUAUGGAAUUGGCGGAAACGACUGGCAGAAAUCCGAGACCAGGGAGAAGAGACGGUGGAAGAAGACUGGAAAAAGUUUAAGACUAUUUAUAGAAAUAUUGUAAAAAUAAUGAAUGUUAGAAAAAUGUUGGAAUGAAGUUAUAUGGCUUUAGUAGAAAUGCUAUAAGGAAUUAAGUAUAAAUAGACUAAUAGAGUAUUAAAGGGAAAAAUAAGAUUAGAAUAUGUUAAGAUAAUUAUAGGAUAGAAAACAGAGGAAGAUGGAAAGGAAUUGCUGAAACAAUUAAUAGAAGUGGAAUACAAAAAGGGAGGUGUGAGGAGGUCGUGGAAACAAGGGAAUGAAAGUUAAGAUAUUGAAAUUGUUUUGUGUUUUAAAUGGUUUGCGUCUUGUUUUGUUAAUCUUAUGUUUUUUCCUUUCUUUUCUUUGCUUUUUCUUUUUCUUUUUUGUUUUUUCUGUUCUAUUGUGUUUAAAUGGUUGGAAAAUCAAUAAAUAUUAUUUUUUUAAAAAAAUAGCAAAAGCACAUCGUUGGAAACUGCCCCCUCCCAUCUACAGAUGGUGUCUGGAAAAAGAAUGCAAACUUCCCCUCUUAGCUGCCAUCCCUCUUCCUCCCCGCAUGUUUGCAAGCUAAUCACAUGUCAGGAACAAUGGAUUUGAACCUUGGCUUCCAAUUAAGUUCUACACUCCAGCAACUACAUCUUUUAUUGUGGGGAAAACAAUUCAGGAGGUACAGUUUGCUAGUCUGUGCUCGAAAGAGAGAUGAUGUCACAGUACUGGUCUUGUAUUUCAGAUUUUUAUCUUGAGCGUGCGCACACACGCAAAACGCUUUCUAAUAGAAUUGUCAUCCGAUUUGUCCUAAGGUAGUUUGGAGAUUCCUGCUUGGACAAAACAUCUGAAAAAUGGCAAGGGAAGCAAAAUGAGUUCGGGUAAAAACAAGUAUCAUUUCUUCAAGGGUGUUCCAUUGUAGCCCUGAGUUGUCGCUGGCAUUUGUCUAAAUCGAAAUUGUGUCAUGAAUCUGCAGGUUGCUGCUCAGGUCAGACAUCUGAGGAAUAAGGGAGAAUGUAAAAGAGUUUUGUUGUGACUUGCAAAAUUUCUCAGGGAAUGCAGAGAUGGGAGCAGAGUGAAACGAGCGGUCAGUGAUCAAGCUCCACAAAACCACCAAAUUGUCUUAAUCAUGAUAGCAUGCAAUGGAACUCACAAUCACAGAGUAGUUGAGGGACAGUCAUUCUCCAGUGAGUAAAAGCUUCACCUGUCAACACCUGCCUGUCACACGGUCGUUAGACAGCAGAGCUUCAAUCGGUUAAAAAAGCAGAACGCAUCUUGCUCACGUUAGGCGUGAUGACCAUACAAGAACAUCAGAAUCCAAAGCCUAUCUAGUCCAGUGUUCUGUUCACACAGUGGCCAAUCAGAUGCCUACUCUUCUGUUCACAAGUAGGCUGCUGAUUUCUUUCCAGUUGCUUUACCGUAUGAAGCUCUGUAUGGUUCUGAAGCAAUGACAAAACCACGUCUCCCGUAAAUCUCACCUCGGUCACUUAGAUUUGUGGAUGAGGGUGGCUGGAGUUGGCUGGGAUGAGGAAAGGAAAUUGCCUGCACCAUUCAUUUUCAAGAUGAUGGCUGGAGCCAGGGUGGUCUCCUGCUUGCCAUGGCAUUCUUCCCGGGAGGCACUGAAGGAGUGUCUCCACCCCCAUCGUUCUACCCGGACACUGAGGUCCAGUGCCGAGGGCCUUCUGGCAGUUCCCUCACUGUGAGAAGCCAAGUUACAGGGAACCAGGCAGAGGGCCUUUUUGGUAGUGGCACCCGCCCUGUGGAACACCCUCCCACCAGAUGUCAAAGAGAACAACAACUACCAGACUUUUAGACGACAUCUGAAGGCAGCCCUGUUUAGGGAAGCUUUUAAUGUUUGAUGCAUUACUGUAUUUUAAUAGUGUGUUGGAAACCAUCCAGAGUGGCUGGGGAAACCCAGCCAGAUGGGCGGGGUAUAAAUAAAUUAUUAUUAUUAUUAUUAUUAUUAUUAUUAUUAUUAUUAUUCUUGCAGCCUUUGGUCUCUUCUCUGAUGGCAGAGGCCAAAUUGUGCCACCUUUAGAAGCUUUGCCUCUGCAGCAAAGCAUGCUAUGACUGGAGGCUGCUUUUAGUGUUGUGGCAUCUGUGUGUUCUUUUCUGACAGGGAGGAGAAAACAAAGCUUUGUGAAAUUGCUUCUUGUCUGGCCAGUGGCUGGGAUCAAGCUACUCUCCAAGUUCUUCCUGGGAGGCAGCCUCAUGGGACUCUUGGCCAGGCGGCUUCCACCACUUCUCCUCAUCCAGCCAGUCCCUGACAUGUCCUCUCUGGCCAUGAUGGAUAGGGCUGAUGAGACCUGGAGUCCAACAACAUCUGGAGAGCCACAUGCAUUGCAGGGGAUUGGACUAGAUGACCCUUGGAUCCCUUCCAACUCUACAGUUCUAUGAUUCUGUGUUGUCUAUCUGUCUUUCAAGUAUUCAAAAUAUGGGGUGUCUUUUUUUCACUCCUGCCCCCAACAAAUCAUAUAAACAGUGCUUUUUGCUGGGGUACGCAUACCCCUAAACAUUUUGUGAAUUUAAGUUUGGCCUCAUUGAGGGGCAGUAUUUCAAUAUGAGUAGGUGCUGGAGGAGACUCUUGAGAGUCCCAUGGACUGCAAGAAGAUCAAACCUAUCCACUCUUAAGGAAACCAGCCCUGAGUGCUCACUGGCAGGACAGAUCCUGAAGCUGAGGCUCCAAUACUUUGGCCACCUCAUGAGAAGAGAAGACUCCCUGGAAAAGACCCUGAUGUUGGGAAAGAUGGAGGGCACAAGGAGAAGGGGACGACAGAGGACAAGAUGGUUGGAUAAUGUUCUCGAAGCUACUAACAUGAGUUUGACCAAACUGCGGGAGGCAGUGGAAGACAGGAGUGCCUGGCAUGCUCUGGUCCAUGGAGUCACGAAGAGUCAGACACAAACAAACAAACAAACAAACAAACAAACAAACAGAAAAAUGAGAGUACCCCUAAACAUUAUUUUUUUUAGAAAAAAAGCACUGCAUAUAAAAAUGAUUCUUCUUAUCCAUGAAUUUGCAGAUGGGGAGCUGAGGCUGUGAACAGCCUCCUAAUAAAAUUGUGGCAGCGACUUCCCAAUCCGUACCACAGUCACAUGACGAGGAAAGACUUUGUUUGGGGUACACGAAAACUGGUUCUGUAAAUGCUUGGUUGCUGUGCGGAACGGAAUCUGGCUCUGUUCAGCAACUCCCCACCCCUUUCUCUCUCGUAGGCAGCGCUUUCAUCGACCUUAAUGAGCACAACACAACUGUCCGGUUGAGCUUGCCUUUGAAAGCGGAUACCCAGAAAUUAUGUUGACAGUGAGUGGCAUGAGCGUGAAUGUAAUGCGAAGAGUAGUUGUGCCAGAGAAAUGGAAUCACAAACAGGUCAUUAGCGCUGACAAAAGGCUAGAACGCUUGGUCUUUAUAGGGGACAUCGAUUUGUUCCUGCAGGGAAGUCAGCUGUGACGCCUGAUAAGAGGGAGGAGAUUGGGACCGGGAACAGUUUUGGCAGUCGUUUCUAAGACUGAAAAAUGGAUCUCAUCUGAUAGGCCAUGUGAUAAAUAGCAAUAGCUUCCAAGCUGAAGCGCAUAAUUUGGGCCAGCUGUGAAUUGCCCCUUUCCUGACCCUUCCUUGCAAUCGGCUCCUUUAAGAGCAGGUUUGCAAGUUCAGAAAGAACGUGGGACUUGGACCAAAAAGAUCUGGGUCCACAGUCCUACUCAGCCAAGAAGGUCAAUAGGAAAUCCUGGAUUAGACCCAUUCUCUCAGCCCAACCUACCUCUCAGGGUUACAUGAAGACAGAACUGAAGGGGUGAAACUAAGGAGGAACCGAUGGAGCUGCUUUAUACCCAGUUGGCCCUUCAAUUGGCUCAGUAUUGUGUAUACUAGUGUUUCCCAAACUUGGGUUUCCAGUUGUUGUUUUUGACUACAACUCCCAUCAUCCUUAACUACCAGGACCAGUGGUCAGGGAUGAUGGGAACUGUAGUUCAAAAACAGCUGGAGACCCAAGUUUGGGAAACAUUGGUGCAUACCAAAGAUGGGCAACCUGUGGCCCUCCAGAUGUGGAACUCCCAAGUCCCAUCAACCUAAGAGGCAGAUACAAAACCCUGGACUUGUAAAAGGGUAAAAGGGUAUUGGGAAAUAAUCCAUAAUGAAUUGUAAAAAAAUGUUUAAAAGUCCCCCCCCCCCAAAAAAAAACCAGAGUCCUUUUUGUUGGGGAUAAUUAAGACUGAAAUUCCCAGGUGUCAAAAAAGGUUAUUUAUGUAUGCUACUACUGCGGCCAAUGUUUUGUUAACCCCAAAAUGGAAAACGAGUGAGGUCCCAACUAAAGAAGAAUGGCAACUUAAGCUGACAGAAUAUGCACAGUUUGCAGACUUAACAUAUAGAAUAAGAGAACAAGAAGAACAUAACAUUUAGAGAAGAUUGGAAAACGUUUAUUGAAUAUAUGGGGGGAAAAUAUGUAUACCUGAAAACAUUGGCAGCAUUAAGAUAAAUACAACAAUGUAAAUAAGUUUUGAUGAUGCAGUAAUGGAAUACUGAAUGGUUUAGUUUUUGUAAAGUAUGCAGGGAUUUAUGAUAUGCAAAAUGAACCAUGGAAAGAGAAGAAAGGAAGUCACUGAUAUUUUUAAGGAUGUUUAAAUGAAUAUUUUAAAUUGUAAAACAGAAAACUGAAUAAAAAUUAUAGAUAUAUAUUGUAGAUAAAUAGAUAGAUGAUAGAUACAACCUGACACUGUAAUAAAGCAAUUGGGUAGAAUAGGAAUGGGAACUGGGCUUUCAUACUUUGAACAGCUGUGGAGAAGACAGCAUUUUGGCAGGUGCACUUCAUCUCAGCGGCUUUAUGACACAACAAGUGUCGCCUGCCCAAAAAAUGCCUCUUACACAUCCCUGCUAAAGGUACCUGAGCCCUGGUCAACUUACAUGGCAGUAAACAAGAAUCGACCAGGAAGUAACUGCAGCUUGUCUGCAGCGGGUGCAGCAAGGUGGUUACUAUGGCAACCACCAGGAAGUCAGCACAGCAAAAAUGUAAUGAUUGUUACUCCCAAUGACCACUAUAAGCUCUCAAGGAUAUAUAUCCCUGUCAUGGAAACCUGAGGCCAACAUGAGUCCUCAGCUUUUUUUUCUACAACAGCCAGAAAUCUUAGGGAUGCACAAGUUCCAUUCCAGAAUUGUUUGAAGGUGUCAACAUGUCUUUGGUUUCCACUCUUGUUGAAGCAGUCGGAGAAAGAAAGAAGUUUGUAUGUGUGUGUAUUAGUCUGUAGUGAACAUUCACCUUUUUUUGAAUAAAUUUUAUUAGAACUUAUAAAGAGAGAUAGGUAUAAAACUUAAUACCAGAUAUCUUUCUUAUCCAAUGUUAAUCUAAAUAAAUUAAAAACAUAAAGGAAAGGAGGAGGAAAGAAGAGGGAGGGAAAUGAGAGAAAACGAUAAGAAGUCUAGUGAACAUUCUCUGCUGGGACAGGAAAGCCUCCCCUCAAGAUCUCAGGGUAAAAAGUUUAUGUUUGGGGCAAAGAUUUGGGGAGCGUUCUUUAAUUUGCAAUGAGAGGAGGUGGCACAGGGGUCCUCUUCAUUUAUUUCUUUUUUUAAAAAAAGAACAUUUUAAUGUCCAAACUCACUCAGCUGUGGCACACUUUGAAAACUGGCCAUGUGGCUGCCCCCUGCUCAGAGAACGUGACCCUUUUCUCUCUUCCAGUUAGUGCCACAGCCUGGAAGAGAAAGGGGAAAGUUGAGGGGCACAUUAAGGGAAGAAUGAUGGCUACUGAAGGUUUGAAUUACACUCCAGGGGAAAAAAAAAUAAUUACCAGUAAAGCAGAGGCACCAAAGACUCUUUAUUUUUUCCUUGUGCUUUUGGUACUUAGCAUGAAAAGUGGCACUUCCUCUUUUAGUGGGACAGGAUAUUUGGUCCUGCCUUUUUGUUUAGCUGUAUUUUUAUCUCUCUUUCCUCCUGCACUGCUGUGUUCUUAGGUUUUUAUUAUUGUUGGGUAUAAGUUGCUUUGUGUUACCUGGAACAAAGCUAACUCAUUAUACCACAGCUACGAGUGACAUGAAAUUCAUUCAUGAAUGCAAUAGGCAAGCAGUUCUUCAGGGAAACUUGUCAGCCACCACUGACCUUCCAAAGAACCCGAGUUUGCUGGAAAAUAGGUUGGAUUUUUAAAAAUUGCAGCCAAGAGAAAAGGUCUCUUGCCUGCAUCUGCAUUCUAGAAAUGCAACAAAGACCUUGCUUUGAUGCUAACAAAGUUUCCAUUACCGAGUUCUUGAUUGGAAUUUCACCCUGUGUUACUUAGUCUGAUUUUGUUUGUUUGUUUGCUUGGUCUAGCUAUCAGAAGAGAUUGGAAAACUUGAAGAUAAAGUAGAGUGCGCCAAUAAUGCUCUGAAAGCUGACUGGGAUAGAUGGAAAGAAAGUAUGCGUCUUGAUAUGAAACUGGCUUUUGGCGAUGUUGCAGAAAAUAAUAUCCACUAUUAUGAACAGGUAAGUGCACUUUUAGAAAAGCGUUGUGGGAUUGUUUGCUUUCUCUGUACAGUUCGCUAAGAAAAGAAACCAUUUGUAAUGCAGCUUUAUAUUCCAACAUAGGCCUUUCAGCUAGCUGCUGUGAGCUUGAACUGCUUCUGAGUUGACGGCCAACAGAGGGCAGUCUUGUUUUACAAAGUGCAAGGAUGGAAGGAUAUAUUUAUCUUGCUUCAAGAGAGCUGCAAGCGUUUAAGACAGGAAAACUUUGCCUUCCAGGGCUGUGUAGAAGAAGACGGCAAGAUCUGAAUAGUAGAUCCAUCACUGAGCGCUUUAGUUGAUUAAUCAGUAGGCCAAAUUUAAAUUGGUGUGGCUGAGAUGGAAAUUAGUGUCAGCUUCAAGGUAGAGCUGCCACCUCUUUUACUGGACUUGUUCCUAUUCCUUAAACAGCAACCCAGCAUGAAGAGAUCAAACAAAUUAAGCUAUAAUAAAUAAUAAUAAUAAUAAUACAUUUUAUUUAUACCCCGCCCUCCCCAGCCAAGGCCAGGCUCAGGGCGGCUAACAACCAAUAAUAAAAACAAGUUGAAUAAAUACAACUUAAAAACAAGAUUAAAAUGCAACAUUAAAACAUUAAAAUGCAGCCUCAUCACAGGAGGAGAAAGGAAAAAAGAAAAAGGGGGAGGGAAUCAAAUUGAUUCCAAGCCAAAGGCCAGGUGGAACAACUCUGUCUUACAGGCCCUGCGGAAAGAAAUGAGAUCCUGCAGGGCCCUGGUCUCAUGAGACAGAGUGUUCCACCAGUCCAGAGCCAGUGUUGAAAAAGCCCUGGCUCUGGCUGAGGCUAAUCUAACUUCCUUAGGGCCCAGGACCUCUAGGGUGUUGCUUUUUAUGGACCUUGAGGAGCUCCAUGGGGCAUACCGGGAGAGGCGGUCUCGUAGGUACAAGGGUCCUAUCUCUUAUCUCCAUACAAUAAAAAAAAGUUUUGCCUGUUAAACUUCUGAAUGUCAAGCUGUUGUUAAAGACACUGGGGUAGGGCAAGAGGGGGGAGACUAAUAGAGGGUCACACUUGUUUUAUUUUCUUAAAGCCAUUGGCUGCAUUCGCACAUCACACUAAACUAUGGUUCUGCGUGACAUAUAUGAGCAGGGACAAGUUGCAGGAAGCCUCGAACUCGGAUGCUCCUCAUCUCCCCUCUCUUCUUCCCAUGCAGCCAAGAGGAGGAGUGUGAAAACCUUUGCUUCCACUUUUAGUUGACUAAAGUUUGCUGUGCCAUUUGCUCCUGGAAUUAUGGUUCACCUUAGGUAUGAAUUAGUUUUAACAAGCCAGCUUCAGUUUGGAGUAGGCUUGUUGGAAGCUGACCAGAUGUUUACAUUAGCCACAAUUUGUCAUACCAGGCAACACGGCAAACUAGAUUAACCAAAAGUGAAAUUAAAAGCUUCCAACCAGCCAUACACGAGGAGAGAGGAGCAUGAAAGCUCAAGGCUUGUUGCAGCUUGUCUCUGCUCUUUCAGGUCACAGUAAACCGUGGUUUAGUGUGAUGGUCAGAUGUGACCACUGCAAUAAGGAGUAUAUCAUAAAAGAUAUCUAACUAUGAAUGUCUUACAUGGAUGUCUUCUGUUUGCUGCAAAAUGCUAAGGACCUGAUCCACAGGAAACCUUAAUGUGGCACCCCCUUGCCAUCUAAGAGCUUUUUGCAGAAAUAAGUAAGUUUAACUAGUUUUCUUUGUGAAUAAAACCAAUUGAAUGGAGCCUUUGAACAAAUGAAAUUACCAUACAAGGCACAGCUCUUUUUUUCUCCCCCUUAACAACCUUGAAAAGGAGCCGUGCUAUAUUUUCUGACUGAGAGCACCGUAUUAAUUAGUUCCUUUAAAAAGAUAGAGAGAGUCUCUAUACCUUGUUGUAUUCUAAUAUGGGUUUUCCCUAAUAUGAAUGGCUUUCAUCUGACCUCUCAGUGCUGAAUUUACAAAUGCUUUCAACAUAAUGUAAUUAGAAAGAGAGAGCUCUUGAUUAUCAGGUCUGUUUAAAUUUGUCUAAGAGAGGCACGGGGCAUUGGCAAUCUGCUCCUAUAAAUCAAGAUCAAAACACUUCCUCGUAUCUGAAGCUUUGCUGCUUCUUGACAUUUCCUUAGCUUCCUCCUAUCCACUCAUGACUUUUGGAUUUUCCUAUCAGAGAUGCAUGCCCCAAAGCUAGUCAUACAAAUGUUGUGCUCUAAAAUUAUUAGACUGUUCACAGACUGGUCUUGAGGCAGUUUGGGUUUUUCGUAGGAGGAAAAAAGGAUCUGCAACCCAAACAUAAGCAUUUGCUUUUGAGUAUCUCUGUGAAUUCUUACAGUGGCCUCCUUACAAUGCCCACCAUUGCACCAACUCUCCAGUAUUAUUACGAUGCAGUGCCAGUGCACAGCUCUCAAGAUAUUUGAAGGUGGCUAACCUGUGGUUCUCCAGAUGUUGUUAUAUGGCAGCUCCCAUCACCACCAACCAUUGGCCAUGCUGGCUGGAGCUAAUGGGAGCUGGAGUCCCAACAACAUCUGCUCUAACCCAUCCCCAGCAUUUAUAUGCUGGUGCAACUGCUCAGAACUGGGCUAUCAGACUGAUAACAUGAGAAGGAGCUAAGGCAUAUUAAUUCCCUCUCCCUUCCUCAGCUGAUCUGCAUGGAUGUGCAAGGAAGGGUGUGUGUGUGUGUGUGUGUGUGUGUGUGUGCAUAUAUAUGGUAUGCAUGAGACUCUGGGCCACACCCACUGCUCAGGCCAAAAAGAGGUUCUCCAGUCUUGCCUUUAAAAGGUUUGUCACAUUAGACAUGCCAGGAAAGAUUGUCAGACUUUGGGGCCUCAGGGAACUGUCUUCAAACAGAGGAGAGAAUGCUACACGCCUUGACAUUUUUCUUUGGCUUAGAUCAAAAUCCAAGCUGGAAUGGAAUUUCUGGCUUCCCCACCAUCUCCUGCUUUCAACGGGUCACCUAUACUCCCACAGAAUCUCGUCAGGGUGACAAAAAAGUAGGGGGGAAAUGCUCUCUUUUGCUUUUCUUCCAGGUUGCCAGUGAUGCUAGAGGAAGGGAAGAUGAAAAGCGUGUGCCCGGGCAGCGGUGGGGUGCUGGCAAGGGGAUAGAGCGACGCUUUUCCGAGAUAGUUUAGGAACGGCUGGGGAAAUUUAUUUGUGAUUUCACCAUUUAUUUCCAGGAAACUUUGGAGGGCUCCUGCACCAAUCUGAGGAGAGCCUCAGCAGGCUUGCCCAUCUCUGCGUCUCACAGAUGUGCUGUCUCCGUAACCCUCCAUCAACCUUCUCAUGUAUACCAUAAUUUAUUGUGCCCUUUGUGUAGAUGGGGAGCUGAGCCUUGCCUACAGAAACCUAGUGACCUCUUAGGUAGACUGAGAUUUGAACCAGUGAUUUUUUGACUCAGGGUUCAUUCUCCUAGCCACUAUGUUGCACUUCCAUUUACCUGCUGGUAUCAAAUGCAUGCAAAAAUCAUGGCAUGUAUUCUGGGUGAUGAUACUCCCCCCCCCCUUUAUUACGUUUUCAUUUAUUAAAUUUAUAUCUUGCCCUUCCUCUCAAAGGAGUCUAGGGUGGCAAACACACCAGUGAAAAAACAAAUGCUAUUUAAAGCAUUUAAAUGCAAUUAAAAGUAUCCAAAGAACAUUUAAGAGCAAUAAGCACAGUAAAACAUUAAACAGAUUUUUUUAAAAAGGGUGUCUUUGGCACAGACCCCCUGAGAUGUUCAAAGAGGUUGCAAUGGCCCCUUUGCUUUGUGUUUAGUUCCUUUUAUUGCCUUGGAUUCCAUCGUAUCACACAAGUAUUUCUAAAACGUUGUUUCCCCUUUGUUAAGUCUGGGGUAAAGAUGUGACCUCAGAGUUGUUCCACAUGCUUUCUUAGGUACGUUUGCCUGAGGAUUUUUGCUGUCAGUCUGUCGAGCCCCAUUUAGCUAGUCUGGAAGAAUACGUCUCAUCCACCUUAAGCCAGAUUAAUGCUGUCACUGUAUGAAGUACUUCAACAACAGAGCGUACCUGCAAACUGAUCUGCACAGAGCGAAAUGGCUUACAAUGAGUUGCAGGGCUUUGUUGACACUGUAGCAGUCCUGGCAUUGCCAGCCAGAGCUGGAAAUGUCCCCUGUCUGAAACACUGGAGAGUGUGGACAAUACUAAGUUGGAAGGAGCAAUGAUUUGAUAAAAGUCAGCCUCCUAUGCAUAACUAUUGAUACCUAAGCUUUUUUUUUUGCCAUGUAGUGGAAUUCUAUUCUGGGUGCCUAAAGCUGGUCUAGCAAUGCAGAAUGCUAUCAACAUUUUGUUGGACUGUGUAGCGAAUGCCCCACUGGUUUCAACUAGCACUAUCAAGCAAUAAGAUUUUUUUUAAUGAUUAGCAGUACAACCCCAGAAACGCGGAUAGCGCUAUGGGUUAAACCACAGAGCCUAGGACUUGCCGAUCAGAAGGUCGGCAGUUCGAAUCCCCGUGAUGGGGUGAGCUCCCGUUGCUUGGUCCCAGCUUCUGCCAACCUACCAGUUCGAAAGCACAUCAAAGUGCAAGUAGAUAAAUAGGUACCGCUCUGGUGGGAAGGUAAACGGUGUUUCCGUGCGCUGCUCUGGUUCACCAGAAGCGGCUUAGUCAUGCUGGCCACAUGACCUGGAAGCUGUAUGCCAGCUCCCUCGGCCAAUAAAGCGAGAUGAGCGCCGCAACCCCAGAGUCGGUCACAACUGGACCUAAUGGUCAGGGGUCCCUUUACCUUUACUAGCAGUACAACCCAGGCUUCCGCUUCCCCCGCCGGAAAUCACUGAAACUCAGUUCUGACACCUCUCAGGUGGACACCAUUGCACCCCAGUGAUCAGGGAUGAUAGGAACUGUAGUCCUAAAACAGCUGGGGACACAAGUUUGGGGAAACGGUGUGCUGGCCCUUCUCACAUUGCCAACAAUCCUGUUUGUGUCUGAGUUAGGAGCAUGAUUCUCCACUUAGACCGUUAGCAUUGUGGACAUUUCCCUAUGCAAAGAUUGAAAACAUGCAGACUGACUUUAUAUAUAUUUGCAGAAGAAGCCAGCUGCUGAUCAGUGUCAAUUGCACCCAUCCGGAGCCAAUCUAGAAUUUGCCCCUCUGGCUCAGUGAAAAAGGCAGCUAGGCCACAGACUGGUUUGUGACACAGCAGCAACCUGUAUGUACCAAUGAAUGAGCCAUCGCAGGCAGAACUUCAGUAUCCUCGCAAAGCACAAUGCCUUUCAUUGUAAUCAGUCAGAUAUUCAGCUGCCAGUUGCCAAGUGUGGAGUAAUCAUACAAUGAGAAAUCAAAUGCUGUGCCUGCAUCCCUCAGAGGCUGUGUAGCAGGUGUCUUUUAAAUGUGUGUGCGUGUGCGUGACACACACACAAAUCCCACACCGUGGUGGGUAUUAUAAAAAAAACAACAUGGAUGCACAAGUGCAGCCUGCUUGACAAUCAAAAGAACAGCACGCUGUUCACAAACCAGCAGGUAACCACCACUAUUGUGUUUGUACUGUCACAUAGCAGCAGGGCUUCCCCUGCGACAAGAACAGAUGAGUUUUCUGCUGUUCUCCAUAGCGCUCCAUAUCUAUAAUGUUUAAUUCAUCAUUUUGGGGGGAGAUAGCUUCAUUAGCCAUUGCAGCAUCUUGCUGGAAGGGGUGUACGUCCAGAAAAACGUGUCAAGCAGUUUUAAGUCGAGAUGAAAUCAGUAGCACUCAAAAGCAAGGCUUACCUGUAUAUACUGCUCAUUUCAUGGAGAGAUGAUAGCCUGGGAUGAGUGUUGUAGAAUGAGGAGUUUGCACAGGAGAGAGUACACAGCCCUGGGGGUUGUUGGCAUUUGUCAGUCUCAAAAAAACAACAGAGGGAGCCUCUGGGGGUGAAGUCAAACUGUUGCGUUAGCAGCACUGAAGUGACCUCCCUAGGGUGUGGGGCCAGAAGUGUGUAUGGAGGUCCCAGGCUGCCCAGAUGACAAGACUCCCUCUUAGCCUCGCUGAUAUGGUCCAAAAGAAAUGAGAGCACUACUUUUGGCACCAGCUUGGCUGCAAGAGUUGCCAAAGGAGGCGUACAAGGAGCCAUUUAACCAUAUUAGGAGCUCCACUCUGGAUUUGUGUAGGGUUUACUCCUUAGCCCCUUCUUCUCUCACAAGACAGUAGAGGUUAGGACCAGAGUUUUCCUUCACCUAGAGGAGCUCCCUUCCCAUGUUGAUGAGCCCCUUCUGCCCCUCAACUCCCUCUACAGCACAUGCAGAACCUGCCUUUUUGACCACUGGGCCCACCAUUGGUCUCGCCCACUCAACCUGCCAGAGCCUGUCUUCACACGGAGGGGAAGUCCCUAACUCACUGAGGUUUUGAGACCCCAUUGGCUACCCUCACCAGCCUGUGUAUGGGGUGUUAAAGGAGGGGUAGUUUCUCUGGUGGUUUCUUCAUGCUGCUUCUGAGAUAGUUUGUCCACCUUUGGUGUCAACCCUGCACUCAGCUCUCACCAGUGGCUCCUAGAAGCUGUCAGCAUGUGACGGCAGCCACACCCCAUGAAUGGAACAGCUCUCCCGGUAUGACCCGCAGAGGACCUUAAGGUCCAUAAAAAGCAACACCCUAGAGGACCCGGGCCCUAAGGAAGUCAGAUUAGCCUCAACCAGAGCCAGGGCCUUUUCAACACUGGCUCCAGCCUGGUGGAACGCUCUGUAUCAUGAGACCAGGGCCCUGCAGGAUCUGAUUUCUUUCCGCAGGGCCUGUAAGACAGAGUUGUUCCACCUGGCCUUUGGCUUGGAAUCAACCUGAUCCCCUCCCCCUCUUUCCUUUUUCCUUCUGUGAUGAAACUCCUAUUUGGGGACUUCCCUGGCUUUUUUCUGGCCCAUGUAGAACCAGUCUGGAUAGUUGGCCUUGGUGAAGAUUUGACGUUUUCAUCCCCCAAAAGUUUUUGAUUUGAGUUUCUACUGAAAUGAGGCUGCAUUUUAAUGUUGUAUUUUAAUCUUGUUUUUAAGUUGUAUUUUAAUCAAUUGUUUUAUACUUGGUGUUAGCUGCCCUGAGUCCGCUCUUAGCUGGGGAAGGCGGGGUAUAAAUAAAAAUUAUUAUUAUUAUUAUUAUUAUUAUUAUUAUUAUUAUUAUUAUUAGGGGUGGGGUAGCAAUGACUUUAGAAGUAAUACCCAAUGGUGGAUUUGUUCUUCUGGUUCCUUCUGAUUUUUAAACAGUGCCCCCUAUCUACUGCAGCUCUGUUUUAGAGUCCCCAUACUUCACCUUGCACAUGGCAGAUAUCGGAUUCAACCCAAUUGUUUUUUAAAAUAAAAGGUUUAUAACUUGCCCUUCAUCCGAGUGGCCUACACAGGGUUAUCCCACUUCCUCUUCACAGCAACCCUGUGAGGAAUGUUAGGCUGAAUAAAAGUGACUGGUACCUGUUGAGUCUUCACAGCUGAGCAGAGAUUCUCAUCAAGCCCUCCUUGCAAGGUUGCUAGCACCACACAAAAUAGCUCAGGACAGUGGGGGGGGGCAGGGAGAGCAUGACUUCAAGAAGAAAAUAUGUAGGGGCAGUUUCGUGGUGGUGGCCACCAUAUGUAAUCAUGUGAGUACAGGGGAAUCCUUGCAUACAUGGGUGUUCUGUUCCGGGUCGCCAUGUGUGACAGCGGGACACAUGCAAGUCAGUUGCAGCCUGCUCCACUCCUGCCCUGUCUCCUUCCAGCACCAAAACCAGCGCACACACAUCAGCAGUCGUGUGUGGGCUGAUCGCAAGCAAGUGGGGAGGCUCCUGUAUAUGCAGGAGGUAGUAGCCACAUCCAUUUUUCCUUGGCUAUAAGGUAAAGUAAAGGUAAAGGACUCCUAGACGGUUAAGUUCAGUCAAAGCUGACUAUGGGGUUGUAACACUCACCUCACUUUCAGCUGACGUUUGUGCACAGACAGCUUUCCGGGUCAUCUGGCCAGCAUGAAUAAACCACUUCUGGUGCAACAGGACACCGUGGCGGAAACCAGAGUGCACGGAAACGCCAUUUAGCUUCCCGCCACAGCAGUACCUAUUUAUCUACUUGCGCUGGUAUGCUUUCAAACUGCUGGGUUGACAGAAGCUGGGACAGGGCAGCAGGACUCCAUCAUGGGGAUUUGAACCACCGACCUUCCGAUCGGCAAGCCCAAGAGGCUCAGUGGUUUAGACCACAGCGCCACCCGCUUCCCUUGGCUAUAUCCACCGCUGGCAUGUAGGCCCUAAAGGGUUGGACAAGAAGGACUGCAUCCCUCAGGCGGAGUAAAGUUCUACACCCUUCCCUUAGAGUUAAGACAAUCUACAGUAUAAUGGGCAUAUAAUCCUUAACUGUUCAAGGGUCACAGUUUAAGGAAUUCUCAGAGGCAGACAUUGUCUCCUUGUUUAUUAUAUCUCCUAAGUCAGGAUUGUGGAACUGCCAGCUCUCAAUGACCACAGGGCAGAAGCGCUGGGCAGAAACUUCCAAGCCAGGGAGACAGGUGAUCAGGAGGUACUAUCCAGUGUCUCCAGCAAUAUACAAUAGAUAGAUAGAUAGAUAGAUAGAUAGAUAGAUAGAUAAGGUAAAGGUAAAGGGACCCCUGACCAUUAGGUCCAGUCGUGGCCGACUCUGGAGUUGCGGCGCUCAUCUCGCUUUAGUGGCCGAGGGAGCCGGCGUACAGCUUCCGGGUCAUGUGGCCAGCAUGACUAAGCCACUUCUGGCGAACCAGAGCAGCGCACGGAAACGCCGUUUACCUUCCCGCUGGAGUGGUACCUAUUUAUCUACUUGCACUUUGAUGUCCUUUGAAACUGCUAGGUUGGCAGGAGCAGGGACUGAGCAACGGGAGCUCACCCCGUCGUGGGGAUUUGAACCACCGACCUUCUGAUUGGCAAGUCCUAGGCUCUGUGGUUUAACCCACAACGCCACUCGUGUCCCUAGAUAGAUAGGUAGGUAUCCAGCAAUAUAUGGAACCAUUGCAGGAAUCAGGUGCACCAUUGUAAGAACAAGCAAUACCAAGGAUGAACACCAUGUAGACAUCAGCUUAAGUAUGAAGCAGAAUUGGUUCGAAGAAGCACAUUAAAACGGCUCUCAUUUAUAACUGACAAAGCAAGACAUUUUAAAAUUAAAAUCACAGUAAGUGACUCGCCUUUGAAGCAACAGUGUAGCGCUUCCUUUCAACACAAAGAUUUAGAGCCUCUUUUACUUACAUAAGUUAUUCAAUUUUUAAAGCUUAUCCACAUUUAUGUAACCAAAUGUGUGUUCCAAAAUUCAGAUCCUUCUGUGGCUUAUUUUGUUGUCGGAGAUCAGAGCUCUGCUCCAGCUGACAAGAUAUAUAAUUAACCAUACGAAUACAAAAGUAGGUCUCUGUGCCUCAGGCUCUCCAGGCCUUUUCUUCUGCAAAAACAUCAGCUGCAAAAGUGACAUUACUUUUGAGGCAUUCAUUUGAGCUACUCUGAAAUUAUUCCAUUCCGCUCCCUUAGCACAGAGCGGGGAGGUGGUUGAUUCCAGAUAAAGGACCUUUAGCACAAACUCACCAAAGGAGUGUAAAAUGUUAAGACGGAGUUUAAUUUUAACGUGUGGGAUUGGAUUUGUAAUUUACGGAUCUAAUUACUCAUAAAACUGUUCUGGGUCACAGGGAAAGGAUAACGACCACAAAAUGAAAGAAGCUUGCCUGGAAUGACAUAUUACAUGGGAAUAUCAUUGCAAGUUACAACAUAUAAACCAGAACAUCAGCUAUAGGGGGAAACCCAGAAAGUGUUUUAAUUUUGCAUGCAGCUGUGCCUAAAGAUCAUUAGCAACUGCAAUAAUUACACCAUAAUCCUGUCUGGUGCAUCAGCAAGUUCUAUGAAGCAUUUACAAAUGUGAAGUAAUUUCUGAUCCAGUGCAGUGCAUUUUCGCUCCAUUCUGUUAGCUGGAGAGCAGUAAAGUGUUCCCUUAGCCAGUGUUACAUGACAACAUUGCAGCCCUUUCCACAGUUGUGGCUACUGUAAAAUUGAUCCACAGUCUGUCUUUACAGUCAGAUAGACUGGAGGCUGUGGUCCAACUGGGACCUCCGCUAUAUGCAUGGAAGAUCACACUGUUGUAUAUUUCUUAGUUGCUGCCACCUCUGUUUCUGUAUUCAAAAUCAUUAGCACAGAAUCAUUGCCCACGGGGGGUAGGCAGACAGGGCAAUCUACUUAGCAAUACCUUGAACUCCUGUACAGUGGAACCUCGGUUGUCAAACGUAAUCCUUUCCGGAAGACGGUUCGACUUCCGAAACGUUCGACAACCGAGGCACAAUUGCCGGUCGGCAAAUUCCUUUUUAAAAAUGGAGAAAUGUGCCUCAGAAGCUGUUUGACUUCCGAGGCACGUUCGAAAAUGGAAGUAUUCACUUCCGGGUUGUCGGCAUUUGGGUUCCAAAUUGUUCGGCUUCCAAAGCGUUCAACAACCGAGGUUCCACUGUAUUCACAACCACCGGGGCUAGGAACCAACUUGGUCUUUAAUUUAGAAACAGUUUCAUGAGAAGCUGAACUUUGCACCUUGUACUGUUGGAUAAAUUUAAAAGCGGUUCCUACACUGGAGGCAUACCUCCCAUAAUCCCAAAAGAAAGCGAUGCCAGCUUCAAGUGAAAGCAAUGCUUCUUAUUAUACGCAUGAUUUCUGCUCACCACUCAAAGGAUCACAGCAAUCUUAGCCGUUGUAACCCAGCAUCAUUAUCCUGAACCAAUCAAAAUUAUUUAGAUCUUCAGAUCAGCCCUCAUCAUAAUACCAUGUGGAUUACAUAGAAUCAUUUUCAGUGCUAUUUUUCUAGAAAUAAUGGCGCUGGAACUCGCCAUGAGCAUCUUCCUUGUUCUCUUACAAUGGCAAUGGCUCCCAUCUGAGAGGUGCCGGAACUGAAUUCCAGCUGAAAAAAAGCCCUGAUCAUUUUUCAACGGCCUUCUUUGACUAAUUUUCCUGCUUACUAAAUAUCCCCCAGUAUCUUCUUUCAUCUAUCUUCAAAACAAUUCAAGAUUAAUAGCAAUUUCCAUGCCUAGCCGAUUCUCUUUUUCGUGCACACAAUUGACGCUCAAAGAUUCAAACAAGAAAGCCCGCAGUUUAGCACUGAAUCAGAACAAACAGCAAUAGGAUUUCCCAUGAGUUGCUGUUUCUUCUGAUUUAGCACUAGAGAGCGGAUUUUCUGGGUAAAGGCAGAGGGAAAGGGCAAAACCGCUCAGAUCUGUGUCUAGAAAGCACGGGACAGGCGCAAAACUGCUUGAACCCGUGCUUUCUAGGCACAAGGCAAGCAGAUCUGUGAAUGAGCCUGUGUGCUUCAUGACUAAAGAGCAAUGUGUAAAAGUUGUAAAUAAAUAAGGGGUAGGCCUCUGUGCUUUUGAGAGGAAGGCAAGCUGACUUUUUUAUAUCCUUUGCCUAAAGAGCUGCCAUCCAUAGAGCCAGUAUUCGUUGACCUUUUAUUGUAGUGUGAUCAAGACUGUAAUAAUCAGUGCAGACCUUUUCAAGUUAAAAGUACCUAAAAUAAGCAGCCAGUUACCAGGAAUCGAUUUGCUGAACACGGGCAAAGCAGCUACUUGUCAGAAUAAGCUAUGGCCCUGCUCAUCACUCCUUGUGGUUUUUAAAUGGACAUAAAAUGUUGCUCUCCUUAGGAAAAUUAAUGGGUCCUAACAUUUCACCCUACUGCUUGUUUUAUAUUACACGCUCAUCAAGACAUUUGAACAGGUUUGCAUGACUUCAAUUUAAUUUCCCCCCUCUUGUUUUAAGUGCCUUGCUACCUGGGAGUCCUUCUUGACAUCUCAAACAGACAUUUGCUUGGAAGAACCUGAAGAUCGGCAUUGACUUCCGCCAGCAAGGACCUGUUCCUUAAUCUUCUUCUGAAAUAUGUCUAGCCAAAGAAGUUCUCUGCCUAUGAGAUCAAAUCCAUUUUUCCAUAGAACUGUUAAGAUUCUGUAACAUGUAGAAAACAAACCUAUUGAAGUCUCAGGUAUUCUACAGUCCUGGACUAUAUUUUGAAUCAUGGUAUAUAUCUAUAGAGGAGGUGAGGGUAGUGUUUGGGAUGUAUUGCUAAACCAUGGUUAAUGUUAUGAGGAUGAGAUCCUGGAAGACAUUGGAAGGUUUUGAUCAACCACAUUAUGCCAUAACCCUAAACUAAGGCUUGUUAAAAGCAUCGUUUGGUUAUUAAACCACGGUUUGAAGAUGGUCUGUUUCAGCUAACCAUAGUUAAGAUUCACCACGGUUUGUUGGGUUUGGAUGAUAAGCCGCAGUUAAUCAAAAAUGGAACAAAAAUGCCCAAACUCUCCCUCAUGGCUGUGCUGGAGGAAGGAGAAUGCAAGCCUUAGAACCCUCAUAACACAAAAUCAUGGUUUAGCACUGGAUCCAAACUGAGUCAGAGUGAGAGUGAGAUCUGUUUUUAUUUUUACCAGUUUUGUGCAUUUAUCUGGUUUUUCUUUUAAAAUACCCUGUAAUUUGGAUAUAAAAUAUUUUAAAUAUGUAAAAAUAGCUCCAUUUUAAUAAAUAAAAAUUAAGAGGAUUUUC
Podarcis lilfordi (Lilford's wall lizard) is the source of this 53403-nucleotide messenger RNA. Lineage: Eukaryota; Metazoa; Chordata; Lepidosauria; Squamata; Lacertidae. The record is from the annotation of a GenBank genome assembly.